CCCUUUUCGACCUUUUAAAUGAAUACCUCUGACUUUAAGGAGGGCUCUAUUCUGAUACUUACGGCUACACUAGUUUUGCAUUGCCUGAAGUUCAGUGCGGGUUGCAGGUCUAGUUAGUCUAUGUGAGGGGUGUGUGUAAGAGUUAGGCAGGCAGCCAGACAAUAGAGGGGCAGAAGAGAUGUGAUCCCUACUGCACUGCUGGCUACACAUUCUAAGUUGGGGUACAGAAAUGGGGGGCAAAGCUAGUAGACUGUGUUGCCUGCAAGCCAGGAAUAAGGUAAGCUAAUUUUUUUUGUUGAGGCUUCCGCUUCCUUUUUGUCUUAUCAGAAAGAGGGCACUAACCGCUUCUUAACCCAUGAUAAAUAUAUCUGUUUUGGCAACGUAUGAGUUAAAGGCUAUCCCGUUCAAAAAAUAAAAUAACCGCAGAGAUAAAUAAAUCUGUGGUUAUCAGUAGCUGUGUGCAUUGGGAAAGAAGGGUGGGUCAAGUCAUAACUUCUAACACGUUAUGCCGAAAGCAAUACCUAAUAUAUAUAUAUAUAUAUAUAUAUUACCAGUGUAUUAUGACAUGGUUAUUUGUGUAAUUUGUUCUUACAAUCUAGAUGACUGUAUCAGAUCAUGGUACAGCGGUUAGUAUUGCUUUAAUUAGAUCUAUUUUUGUUUCUUCCACCCACUGAAUGACCUAUGACCUUGCUAAAUUAUAUAAAUUAUAUUGGUGUAUAUUUAAACUCUGCACAGAUACAUCGUUUCUUAUGGGGUAGUUAGAAAACAUACUUGUUCUUCCUGGACAUUAAAAAAAAAAUAAAUCUAUUUUAAGGAAUGGAUUAUUAGAAAUAUUGCAAUUAAUUCUAAUUAUAAUGCAGCUUGCAACAUACAUUGCAUUAUUGGCUUUUAAAGUUGAAAUAUGGUUGCCACCAUAGACUACUUGCUCAUAGACUGACAGUUGUCAAAGGGAUUUUGCCAUCCCCAGCUCUUAUAAAACUACAGAUCUGUUAAUUUUAUAUUUCGUUAUUUUUAUUUGACGAAAGGUCAAAGCUAGCAAUAUUUUUACUAUUUCCCAACUCUGUGUCUUUCUCUGGGGUUUAAAUGAACUUUCACCAUCGGGUAAUACAAACAAAGCUAUUUGGAAUGGAGUAUAAAACUCAACAAGUUAUUGCUAGAUUUUGUUGCCAUUCUGAAACAGUUGUGUCAUUGGAACCCAGCAUGUAACUUGGAGCAUCUCCUAUCUGUCUGCUGAUAGGCAGAAAUGUGCAUAGAGGCUCUGUUAAUCUUCAGUUAUUGCAGAGCUGGUCAGAAGUGCUUUUCUUGCAACUUUUGAGGUUAAAAGAUCUGUAACUGGUUUAACCCCUUAAGGGCCAAACUUCUGGAAUAAAAGGGAAUCAUGACAUGUCAUGUGUCCUUAAGGGGGUUAACCUCCUAGGGUAAGACAGCGCCCAGGCACCAUAACAACUUCAUUAAGAUGUUCAUUUAAUUAAUUUUUUUUUUUAUCCCCUGUGCUUUUUUGAGAUCUGAGAAAAUGAAAUGUUGAAAUCCAAACCACUGCAUUUAACUCUGAGGGCCUCCAUCUUGUGUACCCUUUCAAUUAAGUUCUGCCCAUUUUUGACAGUCUUUGCACCUGUCAGCAUAUAUAGAGUAGGAGAAGCUGAAACAAAGUUUGCAUUUCUACUCCUCUAAGUUAAUGUGUGCCACGAACUGAACUGUAUUAUGAGGUCUAUCGCUGAAUUUAACAUCCAUUUAAAAUGAGACUUGUGUGAACAAAAUAGUUACCACAAGUUAUAGUAAUAGUGUGUUUUCUGUGGAGUAAUUUCCAGGGAACUAAUGGUUCACUUACAGUCUCACUCACAUGACAUUAGGGGGAAGAAACCUGCCAGUUUGACAUUGCUAUUUUAUGAAUACUUAAAUAAUAUAUUUCUAAUGCCUCCCUUUAAGGAACACUAUAGUGUUAGGAAUACAAAGCUGUAUUCCUAACACCAUAGUGUUCCUCUGCCACGCCUCCUGCUGUGGCAAUGAAAGGGUUAAAAAUUAAUUAAUAAUGUACCUGACUUUAGCAUAGAGCUCACUUGGUGCUGGUUCCAUGUUCACCCCCCUCCGACGUCGUCGCGUGGGGGGAACCUAAUGCUUUACGCCUUCCCUAUAGGAAUGUACAGAAUCAAUUAUUUCCUAUUGAGGUUUCAAGACGCUGAACUUCCGUAUGCAAAGCGUGAGUUUGUCCAGCGUCAAUUAGGUGAUGAAAGGUUGGUUAGCCACCAGGAUGUGCCUCUAGUGGCAGUCUGAUUUGCAGCCACUACAGGCACUUUUAGUCCUGCAAUAUAAUUUUUGCAGUUUCUCUGAAAUUACAAUUCCUUACAUUGCAUGACUAAGUGGGACUGGGACACUGCACACAGGCCACUUCAAUGAAAUAUAUAUUUAGAUCAAUAUAUAGUUGAUGCAUAUAGUUGAUCCUCUUUAUAAGGGCAUCCAAUCCUCUCCCACUUUACCGUGGUUGGUCUGGCGAGUUGAACUUACCUGUAUCCUCGUGGUCCGGCCUCCUGGCUUGCUGACCGUUUUUUUUUUCACGUUUGACGACCGCUGGACUUCACCUCCCACGUGGUCUACCUGUGCCUUCCCAGAGGUCCUGCUGCUGCUGGGCACCUGUCUGUUCCACGAGGUCUGAUCGCUACACAGUAAGUUUGCCUGAUGGGUGCUUCUCUGCUCGCUGUCUGGACCAGGGGCUCGGGUACCUUCCGGCUCACCAGGUUUCUCCAGCACCCCGGCUGCGCCUGUCGCUAGCUGCUGAGAGUCCCCACUCAUCGUCGGUAAUUACCCAUCAAGCUGGGACCAAUAAUGUCAUACUGCUGGCACGUCUGCUGCUCCCUGGGUCCAUAACCUGCCAUGACUGACCUCUGGCAUCCCUUCUGGGGUUUCUAAUACUCACGUGAUGCUCAGCCAGCUGGUAUGUAGUCUACCUCUCUCAUGGUACUUGGCCUGCUGGUAUGGUGUAAGCCUCUCUCAUGGUGCUCAGGCUGCUGGUAUGGUGUAUGCCUCUCUCAUGGUGCUCAGGCUGCUGGUAUGGUGUAUGCCUCUAUCAUGGUGCUCAGGCUGCUGGUAUGGUGUAUGCCUCGUUCAUGGUGCUAAGGCUGCUGGUAUGGUGUAUGCCUCUAUCAUGGUGCUCAGGCUGCUGGUAUGGUGUAUGCCUCGUUCAUGGUGCUCAGGCUGCUGGUAUGGUGUAUGCCUCGUUCAUGGUGCUCAGGCUGCUGGUAUGGUGUAUGCCUCGUUCAUGGUGCUCAGGCUGCUGGUAUGGUGUAUGCCUCGUUCAUGGUGCUCAGGCUGCUGGUAUGGUGUAUGCCUCGUUCAUGGUGCUCAGGCUGCUGGUAUGGUGUAUGCCUCGUUCAUGGUGCUCAGGCUGCUGGUAUGGUGUAUGCCUCGUUCAUGGUGCUCAGGCUGCUGGUAUGGUGUAUGCCUCUCUCAUGGUACUUGGCCUGCUGGUAUGGUGUAUGCCUCUCUCAUGGUGCUCAGGCUGCUGGUAUGGUAUAUGCCUCUCUCAUGGUGCUCAGGCUGCUGGUAUGGUGUAUGCCUCAUUCAUGGUGCUUAGCCAGCUGGUAUGGGGUCUGCCGCUCUCAUGGUGCUUAGCCAACUGGUUUGGGGUCUGCCGCUCUCAUGGUGCUCGGCCAGCUUAUUUGGGGUCUGCCGCUAGCAUGGAGCUCGGCCAGCUGGUUUGGGGUCUGCCACUCGCAUGGAACUCGGCCAGCUGGUUUGGGGUCUGCCACUCGCAUGGAGCUCGGCCAGCUGGUUUGGGGUCUGCCACUCGCAUGGAGCUCGGCCAGCUGGUUUGGGGUCUGCCACUCGCAUGGAGCUCGGCCAGCUGGUUUGGGGUCUGCCACUCGCAUGGAGCUCGGCCAGCUGGUUUGGGGUCUGCCACUUGCAUGGAGCUCGGCCAGCUGGUUUGGGGUCUGCCACUCGCAUGGAGCUCGGCCAGCUGGUUUGGGGUCUGCCACUCGCAUGGAGCUCGGCCAGCUGGUUUGGGGUCUGCCACUCGCAUGGAGCUCGGCCAGCUGGUUUGGGGUCUGCCACUCGCAUGGAGCUCAGUCAGCUGGUUUGGGGUCUGCCACUCACAUGGUGCUUAGCCACCUGGUAUGGGGUCUGCCACUCGCAUGGAGAUUAGCAUAGAGCGGGGGUAGGCAACCUUUUAGCAGCACUGUGCCGAAACAUGAUUGUGAUGUCCCGUAGCAUGUCGGUCCUAUUUCUUUAAAUUGAGGUGUGCAUGUUGCCAUAUUCUGCUUGUGUUAUUUAUACUGGAUUUGCUUUGUAUCGUUGUAUUUGUGCGUAUAUGAGCUAUUAUAUUGUAUAUGUUCAUUAAUAGUUUGUGGUAUCAUGUAUAAUACGUAUGAAUUUGGGCUGUGUAUGGGGGCUGCUUGUGGAAUUGUGUGUGGAUGGAUAUGUCACAUUGUGUAUUUGGUAGUGUGUGUAUGUUUUGGGGCUGUUUGGGGUAUUGCAUGUGAGAGGCUGCAUGUGGGGUUGUGUGCAUUUAUUUGGAUUGUUGGUGGUGGUGUGAUUGUGCAGACUGUGUGUGUGUUUGUAUAAUUUGUAUGAGGGGAGGGUUAUUCUGUAGCUCUGAGGCUUCCCUGGGUUUUCGUGGGGUCCAGGUUGGCCAGGUACAGCUCAAGGACAGAAGCUGCAACAGGAAGCUGUGGGCUGCUCUACUCCAGUGUGGAUUUCCAUUCACAAGUGCUGGGAGGAAGUGAUCUGAGAUCACUUUCUCUAGGUGCUGCAAUGCAUAAAUGGAGGAUUGUCCUUCACCACCUUUUCAUAUUAGCAGAUUUCUGACGUUUCACUGAGACUCCUGACAGGCCAGAGCCUGUUUGGCUCUUGUAGCCCUGAGUGCCGUGCAAAGGCACCUCGAGUGCCGUGCAUGGCACUAGUGCCGUAGGUUGCCUACCCCUGGCAUAGAGUAUGUGUUUUCUUAUAGCGGCAUCCUUUGAGUUUCCCUCCAACACCAUCUCCAUCAGAUACAUGACGCUUGAGAGGUGUGACUGUUUGUGUUUUUGGUCUAUAAGAUUCUGUAACUAGGCCCCAUCAUAAUUAUCAGCAUCAGGCCCACUGGAAUCUUAAUCUGGCCCUGUAUGUCACUUACUAUACUAAUAGCUGGUUGUCAUCGUAGUGUGGGUAUGUGUGACUCAUCUACGUGUAUUUUGCUAUUUCUAGUGACUCUCCGUAUGGUGUAAUUGACCUAAUUCUGCGUAACCGGUCCACGCUGUCGCAUACAUUUUCAGUCACCAUUCCAAAUGGGUCCACAAUAUGGCCCUCGCAGAGGCAUACGUUCUCAGACUCCAGUCUAAUUGGGUCCAAGACCUGGCCGCACAGAGGCAUACGUUCUCGGACUCCAUUCUACAUGGGUUUACGAUCUGGCUGGGUCCACGAUCUGGCCCACACUAAGGUCCUCUAUUAGCAGAUAAUACUGGUUGUUAAGGAUCUAGGUGCCCACUAUGGUAGGUUUCUGGCCUCUAUGCCAUAGUCUAGUGGUCCCGCGAGGCCAACACCCAUCCUCAUACUCGGAGGUACCCUCAUAGUUGGAGGACGACGCCAUCGGCCCAACGCAGUUAUUCGCCUUGAAUUGUUGCAUAGGCAGAGCCUCACCUGUCACUCCUAUUCUAUCUUUGCUUUAGUAGUCACCGAGAGGCCAUCACCCCGCCACCCGCUUUUCAGUGGACUCUACCUCCCCUCGGGCCAACGCAUAGAGCCUCUCAUGCUGCUUGGCAACUAGCAGGGCCUCACCUGUCACCCUCAUUAGUUGAAUUCUUCGCCACUUGGCAAUAACUAGCCUGCCGGUACGUUAUAUGGAUCAAACUAAUGGUGGCUUUGUAUGUCUUGAGUUCCCAAGUUACUAAGGUACUGUUUCUACCCAACACCUCAUCCACUUGUACAUUAUAUAUACCAGAACCGGUUAGGGAUUGGUCAGGCAUUCGUGACUUAUCCAAGUAAUUUUGAGAUAUGGUAGAACAAAUAUAUUUUGUAUGGUACACUUCUUUUUGCCCUCUUUAUUACAGGCCUACAACCUUGUCUGUUCCGGCACACCACAAUCGACUGGUAUUCUUAACUAUGAUGUUUAUUACUAAUUAUAUGUUAUCUAACCAUCACGGCAAUAUUGCCCUGACCACAAAUAAUAAAAAUAAAAAUAAAAAAAAAACAGUGGCAGUUUGCUUUUUACUGCUUUAUUCACAACUACGCUGUGGUUCAGUGUCUUACAAAUUUGAUUUGAUCUAGGAGCCAGCUAAAAAGUUAGGAGCCAGGUUUUUGUUUUAAACUAGCAAAGCAUUAUUAUCAACAACAAAUAUACAAUUCUUAAUGGGACACUAUAGUCACCAAAACCACUACAGCUUAAUGUAGUGGUUCGGGUGUCUAUAGCCUGUUCUUGCUGGAUUUUCAAUGUAAACACUGCCUUUUUAGAGAAAAGGCUGUGUUUACAUUGAUGCCCAGUAACACUUAACAGUUACUCAGAUGGCAAGUAGAGGUGCUUCACAGUGUGCAACUCUUAUGUUCAGUGUCUGCACACUCAUCAUGGAGGCGCAUUGUGUUUGCCACAGAAAUGCAAUGGUUUAAUGCAGCUCUAUGAGAAGAUGCUGAUUGGCGCAGCAUGGUAUUUUGCUGCAUAUGUGCAAUAGCCUCUCAAUGCAGCUUACAGAAAAGCAUUGUAUUGGCAUGAGACAUCAAGACUGAUUACCUCAGCCAAUGAUGCUGGGCCAGCUAACACUAGACUGGCACAGCAUGGGAAAAAAGGUGAGUAAAACACCUUUCCACGUGUUCGGAGGGAGGGCAGUCACCUAAACAAACACACUCGCUGACAGACCGGCGCAAGCAGUUUCUCAUACACUCACAAACUAUAAUUUUUUUAUUUUAAUUUCAGUCCACCCAGACUCUCGGAGAGCUGGAGUGCAUCCUUUCUCUGGGGUCCAAUGUGUGGCUGUUAUCUUCAAGAUUUUUUUGCUCUGCUCCAUCGAGCUCUGUUUAGUGAUGCCGGGAUCAGAGUGACAUUAUAUCCCAGCUUCUAGGGUGCGCGAGGGAGCAGAACAAGAAGAGCUUGACUAUUACAGCCCCCUCACCAGCCGCUUCCAUUAUGCACAGCCGCCCACCUCUGCAGAAUGGGCUGACAAACUCAUGGCAAAUUUCCUAGCCGCCACGGCGACCUGGCCCCUGGGAUUUGUCAAGCCCUGCUUUAGUUGAUUUAACCGUUAAGAACUAGGAGUAGUUACCCAGCAUGUUGUCGUGGCUGUCCUACUUCUGGGACAUGAGUAAAAAUGUAGCCAGUGAGCAUGUCUAUGCAAGUUCUCGAUGCACUAGGCAUGAAUUGUGGCCAGUAGAAAAGCACUUGAGUAGCAGUCUGCAUAUGGGCACCUUGCUUGCCUACCUGUCAUUCAACUGCGUUAAAGUUGCAAUUGAAUGAAGCUUUACCAUGCAAAUCCAUGUACCUAUUUUAAUUCCCUGUUUAAGAACCAUUGCUGUGAAUUUAAGAUAAAAAUAGACGAAGAAAAAUUCUCAAAUGCAGAUAUGCUUUACAUUCAGCUACUCUGGCCUUAAACUUUAAAUUUAUUUUUAAAUUCUCACUUUGGUAAUAACUGUAAGGGAGAACAAAGAAAUUGGUCAGUUACUGAGCAAGUGCAGGUUUGGGCUACAUCAUGGGAACAAUGGAAAGUAGAUGGAAAUUUCAGAAGGCUCACUGCUGCUUGUUAAAGACAUCUGUCACGUAAACCACUUUUAACUGUGUUUGGGACAGGUGAAAAGAUCGAUAUAGGCUUAUUUUCUUCACUACAUAUCCUGUUGUCUACAUGGUUGUUAGAAACACCGCCUCUGUAUCACUAUGUAUACAUUUGUAUACAAUUAUUCACUAAACAAUCAUCGUUCAUACUGGACCCUGUGAUGUUAACAGAAAUAAUGCAAAAACAAUAUUUAAAAAAAUGUAUUUAAUAUAUUUAGUUAUUUAUUAAGAGCCAAAAUAUUCAUUACAGGCCCGCCAUACAGGUAGCUUAUUACAGAGGAAUUUUAAACCUACAGGAUCAGAGUAUUUUGAGAAACCUGCUGUAUUGCAGUUAAAGGAAGUAUGGAAUGUAGCAUAAAAGAUAAAAGUGUAGUUUCACUUGCAUAUGCAGUUAUGGGGUACUAUUUGACAGGUGUGCGGCUGAUAUCUAGCUAUAUGCAUUAUUUACCGUAAACAAACUAUAUCUGUGAACAUGUGCUUCUUAAUGUUUUCUGAAAAAAGCCACUUUUUAAUGCCUUGCAAGGGCACUUAUAUAUGAUGUACCUAGACAAAUAAACCCCAUAGGAAUGGUGGGCAAUUGUCCCUUAAAGUCUUUGUAAUGGAUCACCUGGCACCCCGACUGGGUACCUCCGCCAAAGGACCACUUCCUAGCUGGAACAGGGGACAAGCCGCAGCACUUUUUCUUGCCCUCAGUCGCCGUAGCUUGACUGGGGCCCUGGAACCGCCACCUCCUUCCUGGAUUUGAAGGGAAAAUUAGAUUUGACACCUCCUAGGCACUGGACGACACUCAGUCCUGGGAACUCUGGAGCUGAAGGGGGAAUUAGCUCUAGUUCUUACAAGGACUUUCCCCGUUGAAUCUCCUGCAAGCUGGAACAGUAGACACAGGAGCAAAUCUUCUUUCCCUCCAAUAACUGGACGACACACAGUUUUGGAGUGUAAGCAGGAAUCUCAAGUUUAAUGGGACACACUGGCCUUUUAUACAAUUUUCCAGGCCAGAGGAACAUCCCCUGGACCUAAUGGGGCACAGGAACACAAAGGACAUAAACCAAUCAGAACAAAUAUACAGUCUGUGACACGCCCAUGUACAGCACACAAUCUCUCCCCUCUGUUUAGGAGAUUAUAGAGUCCUGUAAGUAACUCAAUUAUCUUCAGGCAGAAAAAACACAUUUUCAUAAAGUUCAGAAAGUACCCCAAAAUCCAACAUAUCCCCAUAAAAGUCCCCUGAUAGCUCCGAUCUGGGUGAACAACAUAUCCCAAAAUCACCCAGAUCGGUUAAGGGGUUCAGGAAUUUCCUGGAAGUCAUAGUUUUGACCGACCGCAAGCAUGGCCCCAUGCCCAAAACAGUUCCAGGAAAAUCAGUGCUAUCAGUGGUAGUCUUUUACAGGUUUCCCUGCAGGGCCCAUAGUCUGUGGGCAGGAGGCUGGCAAGCAGGCUCCUCCAGGAGCUCGUGGCAAACUCACUUGAAAAGGGGAGUUUGUCACAGUCUUAUUUAAAGCCUAAAGUACAAACUGCUAACCGUCAGCAGGCUUCUGCUCCAGGAAUUAAUUCAGGGACUACAAUAGAACAUUGUGCCAGUUGGCUGCUCUGAUUUAUUAUUUAUUAUUUUAUUUUUUUCCCCAACACAUACUUGACACAAACUCUCCUCUCUGUAUUAACAUUUCAGUAAAUUAAAUUUUAGACUAUUCGUAUGCUUUUAAAUUGCAUGUGUGCAUGCCUGAUGUUGGUAUAAGAAGUGUACCUCUACUUAGUGCAGAAUCCUUUUAAAUGUGUUGUUGAUGCUUUGAAUGCCUAAAAAGUGAGAACAUGCAUUCCUUUGUCCCUGGAAUCAGCUAGAUUGCAAUCGAACUGUUAACAAUUUGCUUGUAUUACACAUGUAGUUAUUUUUUAGGAGAUAUUUGGCAUGUAGUGGAACAGAAUGUAAGAGAAAAUGCAGUUGUCCUCUUGAAAUGUUUUUUGUUCUAUGCUAAUACUUGUACAUAACCCGGAUACCCUCAUAAAAUAUCCCAACUCAAUAGUGGAAACCAAAUCUGUCAGGUUAGAGCAGACUGUUGGUGAACUGACUGUUAAGUUGCACAUUUUAACCCUAUACAGUUUAUUUAGUUUGAGUUUUAUUUCCAAGACAGACCUUAAUUUUGUGGUUUUGUGGGCAACUCACAGUAUUGUGAAAAAAUAUUAAUAUUUUAUUUAUUGAUUAUCUUUAUCGGAAGCCAGUGUCUAAUGUUGACUGUUACUGAUUUGCAAAUUGAUAGUUUUCUCUUAUUUAUUCAUUAAAGGAUACAAAUUGGGAAUUUAGAGCCAUGUUGAACAUGAAGCUGGAGUCCACACUAAACCUUUAUGCACCCUUCAUGCAAAUUAUAGGAGUGAUGCCCACCUACCAUUCCUCUGGUCAGCCAAGCCUAGACUGGCUGAGCAUUAUGGGGAUUGUUUAUCUCAAAUUGAAGGUGCUUGUGAAAUGCAGUUCACAAGAUGUUCAGCAAGUCUUAAACGUUAUUGGAAUUGUGUAGCCUCUAGCUACAUUUUAUAUACCCCUGUACCCAACAUUUAUAUCUUUCUCUAGCCUUCUUUGCUAUGUGUCUCUUGACCCUCUAGCCAUCUUUCGAUUACUGGUCUUUCACUACCGCCUUAGGUGUCUCUCCAGCAAGUCCCUAGUGUGUCCUUUUUUGGCCCUUGCUCUACCCCAUUGUACCGCUCUGUAGCUCUUCCUAUAUUUCUUCACUGUCUUCUCUCCUCCAUCAUUCUGUUCCAGAAGCAUGGCCAAACUGUCAGCAGUCAGUGAGACUCUUGCCCUACUGUUCAGGCUCAUUGUCAAUCCUAUGCACCUGGUAAUGCUGUGAAUGCAGGAGAUUGGGAUAUGACAUAACAUGAAAUCUGUAUGCUGGCAACUUUUCCGUGCUAGAGGAACAGGGAUUAUGUGUAGGAGUGCAUAUAUCUUCCUGGAUCACUCACUUGUAGGAUUAUUGAAUAGUAUUCUAUCCCAGCUCCUAAUGUCCGAUUGCACAGACGACUAAGGCAGGUUCGGUGAAUACCUCCCAAGCAGGGCCAGAUUAAGAGUCCAUUGGGCCUGGUGCUGACAAUUUUGAUGGGCCUAAUAACCGAAUCUUAUCAACAGAAAACACUAAAACAGUUAUACCUCCAAAGUGUCAUCUAUCUGGUGUAGGUGGCGCUGGAGGGAAACUCACAGGAUAUAGCUAUCAGAAAACACACACCCUUUGCUAAUCUCUCGCUUUCAUCUUUCAAGUAAACCCAUACGCCCCAACAGCAGUGUGUGGUGAAGCAGGAUUUCAGGGAGCAGGGUAAAAGGAUGGACCACUGAUGUGAAUCGCGUAACCAGAACCGCCCAAAGGGACAACCUGCUCAAAAAGGGGGUGUGUCUGCAUGAAGAAUUAGAUGGUUAGCCUGGUGUAAAUGCACCCUGAGUUUGGCAUAAAUGUGUCUGAUGCGCUAGGUCUAUGAUUUCUAAGGACUGUCCUCUAGCACUCGCUGGUCCACUCUUCUCCUAACCUUCUUACUAGCAGACAGAAGCUCCUGUUAUACAGUCUGGGACAGAUAAAAAGCGUAUGUAGUGAGUGUAGAAGAAAGGAGCGCCGGCCCCUCAAAUGCUGCAGCCGCCUGAGGGAGGAGAGACCACGAGGGGAGGGGGGUGGAGGAGAGACCACUAUGGUAGGCGUGGGGGGUGGAGGAGAGACCACUAUGGUAGGCGUGGGGGGUGGAGGAGAGACCACUAUGGUAGUGGGGGUGGAGGAGACCACUAUGGGGGGGGUGGAGGAGAGACCACUAUGGUAGGGGGGGUGGAGGAGUGGUAGGUGGAGGAGAGACCACUAUGGUAGGGGUGGGGGUGAGGAGAGGUCACUAUGGUAGGGUGGGGGUGAGGAGAGGUCACUAUGGUAGGGUGGGGGGUGAGGAGAGGUCACUAUGGUAGGGGUGGGGGUGAGGAGGAGGCCACUAGGGUAGAGGGGGGGGUGUUAGGAGAGACCACUAGGGAGAGUGGGGGGAAAGGAAAGACUACUAGGGGAGGGUGGUGGGGAGGAGUGACCACUAGGGGAGGAGGGAUGGGAGAGGAGAGACCACUAUUGGAAAGGGGGGGAGGAGGGGAGAGACCACUAAUGAAAAGGGGGGAGGAGAGACCCUGCUCAGGAGAGUACACUAAGGGAGGCAGGAGAGGAGAUGAGUCCACUAAGGGGCAGUGGAGAGCUCUAUGGGAUGCAAUGGAGAGCUCUAAAGGGCAGGGGAGAGUACUAAGGGGGGGUGUAGGAGAGAGCACUAAGGAAUGGGGAGGAGCACCAAGGGAAGGGAGUGGGGGGAGAGAGCACUAGGAGACAGAGGGGAGAGCACUAAGGGACAGUGGGGCAGAAGGGAAGAGCAGUAAGGGACAAGAGGGGAGAGAGACUGAGGAAAGUGGGAAAGAGAAGCACAAAGGGACUGGUAGGACUCAGCCCCUAUCCUACCGCACAAACUCUCUCUUUCACACUACACACACAAUGCUUCCCCAUACAUACACAGAAACACACAAUGCAUCCACAUACAUACACAGAAACACACAAUGCAUCCCUUGCACACAUGCACAGAAACACACACUGCUUCACUUACACACACACACACACACACACAGAAACACAAUGCAUCUCUUACACACACACACACAGAAACACAAUGCAUCUCUUACACGCACACUCAAUGCACACCUUAGACACACACCUUGCAUCCCUUACACAUACAAACACACAAUGCAUCCCUUAAACACAACCAGAAACACACAAUACAUCCCUUACACACAAACACACACUGCUUUCUAUCCCUUACACAAAAACACACUGCAUCUACCACACACACACUGCAUCACCUACACAAACUGGUAUCCCUAUACACUACAUUCCAUAAGCACACACUUUAGAUCCUCUACACAAACACGUAACACAUUUCCUACACACUCUACUCCCUGUGAGCAAACUAAUGUGUGGAACAUCUAGGUGGACUUAUGGGCAUACUCGCCAUCAGCCCAUGGGGGCCCUGAUUUUGAGCUGUGCAAGGGGCCCCAAAAAAUGGAGCUGCUUCACAUUCCCCCAGAACAUUGACUUUUGUGACCACAGUUACAAACAGCCGCCAGAGAGCUUGUUCUCCACCAGACCAGUGGAGCCAAACUGCAGCCAAAGCCCAUCAUCAUCCUUAUUUGGUUGUAAGUAGGCAAUCUAGUAUAUUAUUCGUGGCACUAAUCUCUAAUUUACCUCACAUUAAAGGGACACUAUAGUCGCCAGAACCACUGCAGCUUAAUGUCUAUAGCCUGUCUAAAUCUUUGCACCGGCCCUGAGUCCACACCAGUUUUGUUCCCCUACAUCCCUCAAAAGUUUCCAUACUUAAGCAAGAGCAUGUGAAGAGUAGUAAAAUUUAUAUAUAUUUAUUCUUUUUUUUUUUUUUAAAUCAAUGGGCCUAUUCUGCAUUAGGGAUGCACAGGAAUUUCACAACGCUGUAUAGUGUGGGCAGAUGACGUGUCCCACAGGCAUUUUAUCUACCCACACAAAGAUGGCGGCUCUCAGUACCUAAGUCCGGGUACGAAAUAAAAAUGCAAAAAUAGGUAAUAUGGGGGGCUUAGGGGCAUUUGGGAGGUGACUAGGGGGACAAUUAGAUGUAGUGGAGUUGGGAGGGGGAUUAAAAAAACAAAACAGGAUUCGGCCAUGACAGUACCACCUUAAUGUUUGUGUUGUGCCGCUUCUCUGUUAUGCAGAAGUGAAUUUGCACUUUCACUGUUCAACUUUAGAUCGCAAUGAUAGGCUAAGAGUACUAGACUAACCCAUCCCUAACAUUCUCAGCCAAUCAUUGUUGGCCAAAUGUAGACAACUAAUAUGGGAGUCAACUUCUACAUUAACAGAGAGACAGCAGGAGGAUUGGGCUUUAGUUGAUAGAUGAACCCCUUUUUCAUCUCUUAAUCUUAAUCUUUAUCUUAUGUGGUAGGUGGUUAUAGUUCCAAGGUAUCUACUUGAUUGGCUAACAUGUUCAUCUUGUUGUACUAACUGUCAAGUUCUAUUUCAUUUUAAUUUCCGAUCCAACAAAUUCACUCAGCAACAAAAUACAUUUUAAUCUAAAAUGACAGACUGUUCAGGAUCACUUAAAGAUUUCUACUCACUUUACAAUCUGUAUUAUAUACCAAAGACCAGAAUAUGAAUAAUUUGGCUAUUUGGUGUAGACAGCCAUGAAGAUGUUAAGUGUUUUGUUUUUUUCACAGUGCAGCUCUGUGUGCUGUCCCUUCUUGACUUCUCAAGACAUACACACUCGUUCAUUACUAGGCAGCAAAUGCUCAUAAACACAGCUUCCUCUAACAUUACAAAUGGUGUUGGCAUGAGCUGUGGAUUUGUUUUCAAAGCUGCAAAUUGUACAUUCCUUCUAGGGAUCUGUCUGACGUAUGGAGCCUGAUUUCAGAAGGGCAAUACCAUCCUUUAAAGGAAAUCCAUAACUAAAAUAAGCUUCUACCUAAACUACAGAUAAAUAGACCAUGCUUUCUAUAUAUCAUUUGGGCAGCAAGUUAAUUUCAGCUGUAAGUUCAUGUCAUUUCUGUUCUUCUAUAACUAGUAUAAUUUUACAAAAAUUGCUUGUCUGACUCCUUAGCCCUUUUUAGAGCGCUAUAGAAUGUUGUCUUUUAUAUAAUAUACUGACAGAACAUCUUACAUUUUGUAUUCUUUGUAUUCCUGAAUUGCUUAAAGUUCUACUAAUCGAUAAUGGAACAGGUAACUCUAACAUACACAUAAGCCAUGCAUUUAUUUGUCUUUGUGGAAGACCACAUUUACGAGGUUAACGAGAAUUGUUGGGAAUUCAAAGUGUAUUUUCACAUUUUAGACUGUGGUGGGCAUCAAGUGAAAGAGAGAUGUGGAGGGUGGCAUGAUAGCAUGCCAGUAACUCAAUAUGUAAUCCUAGGAACACUUGUGGUUGUAGAAGUGGAGUGUAGUUUCAGUGCGCACACCCGAUGUGCCUUGGCAACACCUUGAUGAAGUACUCCUGUGUAAGUUGAAAUACUCUUGAGGGGCUUAAUGCAGCAGCAACAACCUUGUUUAAAGGAGCAAUCCAAGCACCAUAACCACAGCAGUGUGCUGUGUUGGUUAAGGAGCCAGGAAUGCUCUGGUGCCUCCUUUUGUAAGGGGUCAAAUACUUUUAGCGUGGUUUGACUUCAAUGCUGAGGUUAACAAAACAAUGUCCUCCAAAUCCACUACAGCUCCUGAGCUGAACCUAGCAAUCGACUUACUCUUCCAACCCCAAGCAAUGCACUGCAGGUCUUGGCACACACGAGUGAACGAAUGCUCCUGAGCUGGAGCUUCCAUCUCUCACUGAGCAAGAUAAGAAGGCCACCCUAUAUAAAAUGGUUUGAUUCCUUAUGAAGAGUUAGCUCUAGGGAACUCCUGUCACCAUAAUUACAGCUCACUGAAGUGGUGCUUGGAGUGUUCCUUUUUAAACAAGUGCUUUAGAAUAAGCCCAACCUUGACCCGAACUUCCCAUCCAACUACCGCCCUAUCUCGCUAUUGCCUUUUGCUUCCAAGAUCCUUGAAAGACUUGUAUUUUGUGAGAUUGAUAGACUUCCUCAAGUCCAAUUCUCUGCUCGACCCACUUCAGUCUGGUUUCCACGCUCAGCACUCUGGAAACGGCACUGACCAAAGUAUGAAACAAUUUACUUGCUGCAAAAUCUCAUGGUCACUACUCUAUCCUACUACUUGACCUUUCCGCUGCUUUUGAUACUGUUGCUCAUCAACCGCUUCUUCUCAUCCUCUGUAAUCUAAUAUUGCUCUCUCAUGGUGCUCCUCCUACCUCACCCAGCGCUCUUUUAGUGUCUCUUUCCCUGGUUCUGCCUGUUCAUCCCAACCUCUCUCUGUUGAUGUCCCCUAGGUUCAGUCCUUGGUCCCCUACUGUUCUCGAUCUAUACUGCCUCCCUUGGUAAACUCAUCAGCUUCUUUUGGCUUCCAAUAUCACUUCUAUGCGGAUGACACGCAAAUCUAUCUCUCCUCCCCUGUUCUCUCCCCGCCCCUCCUGACUAGUGUCUCUUACUGCCUCUCUGCUAUUUCUAACUGCAUGGCUGCCCACUUCCUUAAGCCCAACUUGUCCAAAACAAAACUUCUGGUCUUUCUUCCCUCAAGUGUUGCUACUCCCAUUUCUGUCUCCCUCCACGUUAAUGUUGCUACCAUCAGCACCAUGCAGGCUCGCUGCCUAGGUGUUCUCUUUGACUCCAACCUCUCUUUCACCUCUCAUAUCUAGUCAAUCGCCAAAUCCUGCCACUUCCAUCUCCAAAACAUUGCGCGCAUAAAAUAAAAAAAAGCAAAUUUCAUGCCUGAUGUUGUGCGAAGAUAACCUCGCCGUUUAUCAGCAUAAUACUUGAAACGGUCAGCAGCAGUCCCCAGGAUGGAGUGUACUUUUACCCAGGUCUCACGAAUGGAAGCAAGAUGGUCAUCCAAAGCAGGAAUGGCAGUGUCAGAAAAAACAGCCGGGAGGACAGUAGGAUGCCGGCCAUUAUUAACAAAAAAAAGGCUAUGUCCAGAAGAGUCAUGGUCAACAUUGUUCCUAGCAAACUCUGCCCAUGGUAGUAAUUCGGACCGAUAGUUUUGAGUGCUAUUAACAAAACAACGCAAAUCUAAUUCUAAAGACUGGUUAGCCCUUUCAGCUGUACCAUUAGUCUGGGCGUGGUAAGAGGAUGAAAAAGAUAAUCCAAUCCCCAAUUGCUUAUUGAAAGCCCUCCAAAACCGGGGAAACAAACUGAGAACCUCUAUCCGAUACAAUAUUGUGAGGAAUGCCAUGCAGACGGACAAUCUCACGUAUAAAGAUCAGUACCAGGUCUUGUGAUGACGGUAAUUUCUUGAGUGGGAUAAAAUGAGCCAUUUUAGAAAAAUGGUCAACAACCAUGAGAAUAGUGAUAUAAAAAGUUCUACAAGUGGGACCAUGGGACCUCAGGAAUGGGAAGAGGUUGUAACAAGCCACAAGGGAAUUUAUGAGGUACCUUGGAAACUGCACAAACAGAACAUGCCUGCACGUAUUCCUUAACAUCCCUCCUGAGGGAAUCACACCAAAAUGAUCUCAUAAUCGCAGAUGUGUAUUUAUUAAUACCCAGGUGCCACGUUGUCAUGGAACACCUUCAUGAUAUUUACCCUUUCACCCAAUGGAACGAACAAUCUGUCUUGAGGUUUACCACAGGGCGUCUGAGACUGAGCCUCCAUGAUGGAGCCAAGAUGAGAAGACAAUGAAAGGAUAGUGGAUGCAAUAAUACAUUUAGGGGGAAUGAUAUGGGAUGUUUAGACUCCGUAUCAAAUUGUCUAGAUAAGGCGUCGGCCUUGACAUUUUUAGAACCAGGUCUAUAAGUUAAGUUAUAAGAAAAUUAAAGCGAGAAAAGAAUAGUGACCACCUAGCUUGUCUAGAAGACAAUCGUUUAGCAUCUCCUAUGUAAGCCAGGUUUUUGUGAUCGUUAAUGAUCAAAAGAAGGUCCUUGGAACCCUCUAAAAGAUGUCGCCACUCCUUGAGAGCUAGAAUAAUGGCCUGUUGCCUACAUCAUAAUCGCGCUCAGCAGGAGACAACUUUCUAGAAAAGUAGCAACAAGGAUGCAAAGGAGUUUCCUGGCUCUCCCUCUGGGAGAGAACGACUCCCACCCCCAUCUCAGAUGCAUCAACCUCCAGUAUGAAAAGUUUGCUAGUGUCAAAAUGUAUCACUAUGUCGGCGGAGGCAACACUUUGUUUGAGAGUUUCAAAGGCUUCUAUAGCCUCCUUAGACCAUAUCGUACUACUAGCUCCCUUGCGUGUCAUAUUGGUGUUGGGGGGCUAUUACUGAAGAAAAUCCCUUUAUAAACCUUCUGUAAUAAUUGGCAAGACCAAUGAACCUUUGAAUGGCUUUCAACCCAGUGGGUAAAGGCCACUGUAGAACAGACUCCAGUUUUGUAGGAUCCAUUUGAAACCCAAGGCAGAAAUAUGAUAUCCUACAAACUGUACUUCAGAUGCAUUUUUCUAAUUGACAAAAAAGUUUGCAAAACCUGUUUAACAUAAUUGUGGUGAGUUUGAAUGUCAGGAGAAUAAAUAAGGCUGUCAUCCAGAUAGACUAAGACAAAUGAGUAAAUGUAAUCCCCGAGUACGUCAUUAAUAAAAUCUAGGAAAACUGCUGGAGCGUUGCACAACCCAAAUGGCAUCACAAGAUACUCAGUGUCCACUUCUGGUAUUAAAUGCAGUCUUCCAUUCAUGAUUUUCCUUGAUUCUCACUAAACUGUAAGCGCUUCUAAGGUCAAGAUUAGUAAAUAUUUUAGCGCUUUGGAAUCUGUCAAAUAACUCUGCAAUAAGGGGAAUGGGGUAGGCGUUCUUAAUGGUGAUUUUGUUCAAUGCCCUGUAAUCGAUACAUGGGCGUAACUCACCAUCCUUUUUAGAUACAAAAAAGAAUCCUGCCCCAGCAGGUAAGGAUGAUUUGCGUAUAUGGCCCUUAUUCAAUGAAUCCAAUAUUUUACUCUCUUGUGGGGAUAGAGCAUAGACUGCUCCUUUAGGUGGCAUAGCACCGGGUAGUAAGCUUAUGGAACAGUCAUAUGGUCUGUGAGGAGGUAAAGUAUUAGACUGAGUUUUGCUGAAUACUUCCCUGAUGUCUCGGUAUUAAAUAGGAACUUCGGGGGUUUGAGGUGAAACAGUGGGUAAUUCAAUAGUGCCCCCUCAUUUGAUGACAUGGAAUAUGCACCUUUCAUCACAAUCAUUACCCCAUUCCAAUAUUUCCCCAUUAGCCUAGUCGAUAUGAGGGCUAUGUUUACUAAGCCAAGGAAAGCCUAAUAUAAUAGGACAAGGAGAUGCAAUAACUUGAAAUGUUAUAUCUUCCUAAUGUAAGGCACCAAUGGUUGUGAGAGUGGUCUCCCAUCAAUAGCUUCCACAGCUAAAGGUGAUCGUCUCUCCUUGAUAGGUAUAGCAUUGCCCUUAACAAAUUGAACAUCAAUGAAGUUUCCAGCAGCACCUGAGUUCAUCAGGGCUUUUCAUGAAAAGUUAUUUUCGGCAAAGGUGAUAGAAAAAUCAAGGAGAAACCUGUUUUUAUUCUUUCCAGAGGACGUCUCCAUUACACCUAAGACCUGUCCCCAUGAGGUGUUUAGGUGCGGUAGUUUUCCGGACUUAUGGGACAAUUGCUUCUCAUAUGUCCUUUUCUACCGCAGUAUAGACAUAGGCCUUCUUUUCUCCUAUAUUGUCUUUCUGCUUCCAACAGUCUAGUGACCCCCAACUGCAUGGGUUCGGACUGUAUAGGAAGUUCAGAGACCAUUGGUCUGGAGAACCGGGGUGCUAAAGGCAUAGUCAUGCGUCUGGUCUUGUUUUCUCUGGUUCUUAAUCUAUUGUCAAUAUGCAUGACAAAAGUGAUGAACUCCUUAAGCUUCUUGGGUAGGUCUUUGGCGGCAAUCUCAUCUAGCAUAGUUUCAGAUAGUCCCUUUUUUAAAUGCAGAGUUUAACCCACUGUUAGUCCAGUCUACCUUGGAAGCCAAGGUACAAAAUUCUAUGGCAUACUCAGAGAUAGACCGAUUCCCUUGUCUGAUGGGCAUCAGGGCAGUGGAGGCGUCAUCCUCGCUGCCUAAUGGUUCAAAUGUUAGUUUAAAUUUCGUAAGGAAUUCCUGGUAAUUGUAUGCCACACUCCUAUUACUCUCCCAUAAUGGAUUGGCCCAAGCUAAAGCUUUACCUUUAAGUUGAUUCCUCAGGUAAGCAAUCUUAGCUCUGUUUGAGGUAAAAGAUCCCGGUGAGGCCUCAAAAUGAUAUUCUAUUUGGUUAAGAAAUCCCCGUCAUUCUUGAAUAGUACCAUCAAAAUGCAGGGGAGGAGAUAGAGAUAGUGGGUGCCUUGUGUACUAUAGGUGGAGGUACACUAGGCGGAGGUGAGGCAGUAGAAGAGGCCACAGGUUGCAGUUGCGCUGUUCAGGUCAGAAGCGUACUGAAGGCCUGGGCAAAUUGAUCCAUGCAGUGAUCAUUCUCCUCUAGUUUCCUCUUGCAAGCAGCUAUGUGCUUACACAAUUCUACAGGAUCUAUGGCCAUGUCGUAAUGUCAGGAUUACUGUAUGAUCCAGCAUGUAGAAUUGUGUAACACAGAUGACUAAUAGGUAACAUAUUACCGGGCCUUAGAAUGGCCGGACUAACGUACCAAAGAAUAGUCAGGAAAAACGAUAAAGGAAAGCCAGAGGUCAGGGAUACCAGAAAUACAGGGAAGUCAAAAUCAAAGCCAAAGUCAAAAACCAGAAUAUACAGUACUUGAAUAAGCUCUCAGACAACCACUAAGGAAACCACAACAGGGCAAAGAGGAAAGGUAUUUUUAGGUUUAAAUACCUGCUUUACUUUUCUGAUUGGCUGAAAUCGCUCUUUGACCCUAAAACGUGUCAAUCACGUGAGCGGAUGUGGGGGCAUAUUUUGCAGUGGAUCCAGGUGCAGAGACCGCAAGGUGAGGAAGAAUGUUACAAUCCUGCCUAGGCCCCUAAGCUCUGCCGAAGACCUGCAUCUAUCCUCUGUUCAUACUCCCACCUCUGAUUCUCGCAUUCAAGACUUAUCUAGGGCUGCACUGUUCAUAUGGAACUCCCUUCCCUUUUCCAUUAGAUGCUCACCCAGUUUCCAUUCCUUCAAAAAAAUCAUUAAAAACUCACUUUUUCACAAAAGCAUAUCACCUGUUAAUGACUCCAAAAAAAACCCACACAAAGUCUUCAUUAAAUACUAUUCUACCAAUCUACUUCCCUAAUACUUCCCUUACCUUUUGGGUCACUGUACCCCACUCCCUCUAGCAUGUAAGCUCUGAGCAAGGCCCUCAACCCCUCUGUUCCUUUGUGUCCAACAUGUCUGGUUACAAUAACAUUUUUGUUAGUCCACCCUACGCUAUGGAAUUUGUUGAUGCUAUAUAAUAUACAAAUUGUCAAGCAUAUAAUAAUGGCCUACUCUGUGUUUAUAGGUCAAUUCACUAAGCAGGAAAUCAAAACUUCAAAGUUAACAUACUGCACUGUAAGAUCAGUGGGCUUAGUUCAGUGGCAGGGACUUCCAGCAAGGGCCACAGGAUUUCUGAUACAAAAGACCUUCUGUCAGUGUCUAAAAGUGGAAAUCAUGAUCUAGUGGAAUCUAUGCAUGGGCACGAAAAUAGAAAACAAUAUAGAGUUUCCACUCAUUCAAAUUUAUUUCAGAGACUGAUUCUAGUGCACCUAUAGAAUUCUACUUGUAUUUUUAUUCCACCUACUUUUAGAAACUGUUCUUUUUGUCUUUGUGUUUCAAAUCAUUUAAAAGUGUGGGAAUUCUUACAGCUGGUGCUAGACAUUAUUUAGCUCUGACCUGUUUUACAUCAUUUUCUCUGUAUAAUCCUUCAAUUUCUGACCCUAAACUCUUUCCUUCUUCUUGAUUAAAGGUGCUAAAGUACAGCACUUGACGCCACAGAGUUGUAAUAAAUGAAGUGUGGUAUAAGGUCUGCUACAAUCAUUAGGGUUAACAAUUUUAAAUCUCGCUCGCUCUCUCUAGCUUUUUCCCUACUUUACACAGGUCCUAACAUGUCAUUGUGUAACAAAUUAACACUAAGCUUGAAUACGGGUAAUCUAUUUAAAAAGUAACUAUGACACCAACAAUUUCCACACAACCCAAAAUCUAAUUAAAAUAGCUAGUGGGUUGUACAUUUUCUUUCGUUCUCUCUCGUUCUCUCUCGUUCUCUCUCGUUCUCUCUCGUUCUCUCUCUCUCUCAAAAUUUUGUGCAGAAUGUUUCCAUGGGCGCAAUGUCCUAACAUACAUGCAUGUGGGCAUGCACAUGUUAAGCAUCUCGGGGAGAUAUUGGUACCAAUAUCCAGAAGUGAAGCAGAGGUAAGUGCAUUUUAUAUGACCUCUGCUGCAUUCCUUACCUCAUUAAAACUUACAGUAGUAAUUAUAUGGAUAAGAGAAAAUGUAGUUUACUGUGGUGCAAGCUCCUAUGAAAUUACAAAUUUUAAUGCAAGCAUCCAAACACGGCCCGAGGGGUGCAAUCUCCAAGUGACCGGCAGCUGGGGAGAGCACAGCAUAGCAUUUUCCCUCCUGCCAGUCACAACACGUAGUGUUGUCGAGCCGACUGUAGGUAGAGGAUCUUCUGUGUCAUCUCCCCAGUUUGAUAGGAAGCUGUGAGGACUUCCUGUCAGACCAUGUAGAAGAUACAGAAGAUAUUAUUCAAAUGUCUGCUUGGCAACCCUAUAUAGGAGGUCAGCAGGUACAGGAGAAGAGAGAGGGGAGAGACGACGUAGGGAGGGUGGGUGGCAUAGACUACCAAGGGAAGGGGCGGGUGAAAGAGACACACACAAAGGAGGUGGGGGAGGAAGUGGCGCGCACACACACAAGCGGCUGGGGAGAAAUACACACACAAAAGCGGCUUGGGAGAAAUAGGCACACUCAAAAGGGCUGGGGGGAAAAAGAGACCCGCACAAAAGGAAUUGGUGGAAAAGAGACACCCACAGAAAUGGCUGUGGGAAAUAGACCCACACAAAAGGGGCAAGGUGUGAGACACUAGGGGUGGGGGCGGGAGAAGAGAUGCACACUAGGGGCUGGAGGGCACACAGAGGGGAUGUGGGGAGAAAGAGACACACAGAAGGUCUAGAAAAUAGAAACAAAGAGGAGUUGGGGGAAGGGAUAAUGAGACACACAAAGGGGCUGGGGUAGGGGAAAAGGUGAAACAUAACGACUAGUGGGUAGAGACACACAGGGGGGCUGGAGCUAAGAGACACAAAAAAAGGCUGCUAUGAGAAAGAGACACAUAGAGGGGCGGUGAAGAGAGACACACAAAGGGCUUUACUGUGUUAGAAAGAGACACCUGGGAAAGAGAAAUAAGAGACACAGAGGAACUGGCAGGAAGUAAGAGAUAAAUGGAGGUUGUAAGAGACACAGACCCUCAGGGGUAUAAGACACACUGAGGGGAAAAUGGGGAAUAAGAUACACUAAAGCUGGUAAUACAACCAAAAUAAGUAACACAAAAAGGGGCAAGCUAUACAAACGUGGGUUUAAGAGAAACACAGGCGAAGAUGCAUCUUAAUCUGUGUUUCUCUUAAACCCACUUUUGGGACACCCGGCGGAACAGUCCUCGCCAUUGGGGGUCUUUGCAAAAUAUACAAAGACUCCAGACAGUGACAGAGCUACUUUAAUGCAGUAAUCUUCUCAAAAAGCCAGUAGUUACAACCUUAUUAUUUUAUAUGGGGAUACCGGCAAGAGAGAACAGGGAAGUUUCAUAUAUAAUGUAGCAUCUUUUUUUAUAGUUAUUUUGUAUAAUUUAUUUCUUAAUGCAAUAUCUAUAUAAUUAAUUAAAUUAGGGUCACUUCGGCAGCAUCCAUUAUGCUGGAAUAUAUAUAUUGAAGUUGCUGUUUAGUAGAUAGGAGAGUGUGCUGGAUCUGGUACACACAUACACGCACACGCACACACCCGCACACACCCGCAACUUCAAUGUUGACAGAUUUUAUUAGGUGUUUGUUUUUUUUAUAUCAUCUAGGCAAAAAUAAUGAGGGUUUAGUUACAUCCUACAUUGCAUAAGCCUGCCACAACGUUAAUGUACCCUAUCUUCAGCACCCUAUUUAUGCAUGUUCAGGUGAGUGCAGCCUCCUGGUUUCAUAUAUAUAAUUAUUAUUUUUAUUUUCAGAACUGAUUAGCAUAGUUGUAUUAUCUAUUUAUUUUUACUGAUAUUCUCAUGACCCUAGUUGUAUUUCGGGUAAACCUAGUGAAGGAACUUGAUCAUUUAUUUUACUACUUAAAUGUUAAAUCCUCUCAUUCUUCUGCAUAAUGCUCACACUAUUUCUAGAAUUUGCUGUUUUUAUAUAGUUUGAUUUUCAUAUGAAUGAAUGACAGAUGUACACAUGUCUCUAUGAGCACUUAUGAAUUAGUUAGAUUAUGAUACAAAAUCAUGACUAUAUCUAUGACGGUCUAACUCCCUUUGACCAUCCUGGGUUCCUUUUCUCUCAGCAGAUAGUGUAUACUCCUUCCAGGCAAAAUGUAUACACAGGCAUAGGGUAACCCCCCACACAUGAGCCAAGGCUUAAUGCUGGGUAAAGACUCAAUUUUAAUGGCACACAAGCAUCAGAUUUAUACAGUUUACAGACUCCUCCUCUGAGCCUGGGAGAUAAUUGAGUUAGAGGAUGGGCUAAGCUCAAUUAUCUCCACGACAGAAAAAUACAGUAAUUUUAAAACACCCCCAAAAUACCCCCAAAAUACAGUAAAACCCCACAUUAUAUUGCUGGAUAGCUGGGAUGUGGGUGACCAAUAUAUCCGAAAAUCACCCGGAUCCGUUUGGUAGUUUUUCUGUAACAUCGCAAGGAAGUUUGACCGGUCUGCCACGAGGGGUAUGCCGAAAACAGUUCCAGAAGAAAUGUGGCAAGAGCUGGUCUCUAUUCGCAAGGUUUUCACACGAAUGCCAUAGGAGUUAUACGAACGCUGAUUCAUAUAUAAUGUUUACCGCGUUCGGUAGUUUAUUACCGAACGGCGUUCCUGGAUACGAAAUACUAUGCGACCGGGCCGUGCGUGGAAGUAGACCGGUGUUCAGGAGAGUGCCUGGCCGAAAUCAGUUCCAGGCACUCGACGUCUAAGUCCCGCUGAGUGUGUUAGUAUGUUAAGAUGGCCACCAUCCAUUGUUCUCACCACGUGCGUUUGAAUGAACGAAAUGGCGGCCACCCAGUAUAGUGUUCGACAGAAUCCCUUUGAUGUGGUUUACGAAUGUUACAUAGUGUUAAUAGUUUAAUUGCUGUCCCGGGGGGGGAGGGGUCCCUGUUCGCUUACAGAACAAUUAGGCGAACAUAGUGGUGAAAACUAAUCAAAUGUAUGGGCUUUACAUUGUUUUGUUUUUUUGGUUCAUUUUACGGUCACGCGAGUUCCCUACGUUCAUGGUUUUUAUGGCAUAUUUCAGUUCUAUAAAAAGUAAAAUGCAGCAACAGUCAGUGGCCUUUAUUUUACCUACCUUAGUUCUGAAGUAUAAUGCACACUUGAUUAAUAAAUUUGCAUAUGUGUCUGGGUCACCAGCAUGCAAUGCGCUAAUUAUGAGUAUUUGGGUCUGGCUGGGUUUGAACCUGGGUCUCCUGGAUCCCAGUCAGGCACCUUGUCCUUGACUCCACGUAUCUCUAGUUCUUUUGAGAGGUUCCUGGGUUCAUGCUGUCUGAAUCUCUUGGUCUGGACAGUUGCACACCUGUUCCUGGUUCCCUGAUGAUUGGCUGAGACUCCCUAUUUAAACCCCGCAAGGCUGGUUCUCGUUGUUCAGCCCCAGUGCACUGUGUCACAGCCUUGGGGAUUUCUGUCUUGAGUCCCCUCUGCCUGUGUCGAAUUGCAAAGGGUGCUUAAACUCUGCGUGCCGGACUCCCACUCCAGGUAAGAUCCCUGACAAUAUGUGUGUUUACAUACAAUGAAACUACAUAGAAAUGCUGUUAACCCCUUAACGCCGUUACGGCGUUCUAUGCCGUCUCGCUUUAAAAGGGCUUUAAAGCCGUUGUGGCGGCAUAGAACGCAGCAACGGCUUGCAGGCCCCGGAGUUUCGGUUUACUUACCUCCGCCGCGAUCUUCUUCUGCAGGGCUGCCUGACAGUCCAGGCAGCCCUCCCCCGGCAAAUGAGGCCACCUGGGGCCAUGUGAACGCUCUCAAAGAGCGAUCACAUGGCCCUCUAUAGCUGGCUGUGGAUCUGCCAGCAGGGGGACUGUCUGAAAUGUCAGACAGUCCCCCUGCUGGUGGGAAGUAUUAAAAAUAAAAGUUUUUUUUGAUUUUUUUUUUUGAGUUCCCUCUGCCUGUGUCGAAUUUCAAAGGGUGCUUUAACAAUGCGUGCCGGACUCCCACUCCAGCUAAGAUCCCUGACAGUACGAUCUGACCACAUGGAGUCCGCAGAGUUGAAGAUUACCAUUGCAGCCUUGACCCAGCAAGUUUCCCAGCUCACCCAGGCUUUGCAGGGCUUACAGCAGGAGCUGGCUUCCCUUAAAGGGAGAGUAACCUAUGACUCUGGACUCUCUGAACCGCUGGUUGCUCUACCCGAGAAAUUUUCUGGGAUCCGGUCUAAGUAUAAUACCUUCAAAGUCGAUUGCGACGUCCUGUUCUCCCUGAGACCACUUACCUAUGCCACGGACGUCAUUAAAGUGAGGACAGCGAUUACCUUGUUGUCGGGGCACCUUAAGAUUUGGACCCACCAGUUGUUACUCGCCAAAAGCCCAGUCCUGGAUUCCUGGGAGUCCUUUAUUCAAUCCCUGGGUUUACAAUGCAACAGGACACAAAAGUCCUAUGUACAUAGAUCACCUCCUGUUGCUUCACAUAUAUUGCAACCCGGACUGGAGAUGGACUACACUAAUCCUUUCACUAGGACUGGUGUUACAGCUAACCCUACCGCUCCCAAGUCUCCCGAAGCGCCUGAAACAUUGUAUACAUCUGGCAGGGAGGCCGAGGAACCCAUGCAGAUUGGACUGAUUAUGUUCCGUCAGUCCUCUCAAGAAGGAGGGCGCAUGGACUGUUAUUAUUGUGGGGAGAGGGGACAUUUAAUCUAAUUUUGUCCCAUUCGUCCAUCUAGGCCUCUGGUUCUCCAUCUGGGUACUACUCUGGCAUAUCCUAUGAGACCUGUCUGCCAACAUGCUGCCUGUCCUUGCUUGACCACUCUGACCAAUCCUCAGCCUUCUACAGUCGUUGCUCGUGAGGUCGUGCAGGAAUCUGUUACUAAAAAACCUGAGAUCUCUAUUUCUACUAAAGAUUCUGCUUCUAAGAAGGCGAGCACCACAACUACUACAAGUCCUGUCGAGGAAGACCCCCCUUCUGGCUGUACCUAUGCAUCUAAUGGGACUCUAGUCCGGAAGGAGGACUUGCAAGUAUUUGAAAAGGCCCUACAAGCUAUGACCUCCGCUCCUGCUAGUACCACAAAAUCCAAGAAGUCCAAAAAGUAACCUUCUGGACUGUAUAUCGCUUUCCUCUUCUCACCUAACGGCAUCUUUGAAGGGAGGGUGAUGUCAGGGUCACCAGCAUGCUAUGCGCUAAUUAUGGGUAUUUGGGUCUGGCUGGGUUUGAAUCUGGGUCUCCUGCAUCCCAGUCAGGCACCUUGUCUUUGACUCCACGCAUCUCUAGUUUUUUUUUGUGUGGUUCCUGGGUUCAUGCUGUCUGAAUCUCGUGUUCUGGACAUUUGCACAACUGUUCCUGGUUCCCUGAUGAUUGGCUGAGACUCCCUAUUUAAACCCCGCAAGGCUGGUUCUCGUUGUCAGAUCGUGUUUCCUGUUCCUGUUUGGUUUCACUGCUAUUCAUCUGACUCCUGGUUUUGAUCCCCUGCUUCACUGCUAUUCAUCUGACUCCUGGUUUUGAUCCCCCUGCUCGUCUAUACCCCACUUUCAAUACCUUGGGUUGUCUACUUUUUCAAAUUGUAUGCCAUUAUGGGGGUAAUUCUCAUUCCCGGUCUCAAAGGUAACAUUACUUAACUGGCAACUUUCAGUUUGAAAAUGGAACGUUCUAUAUUUGACCCUGUAACUUUCCAAAACACCAUAAAACCUGUUAAUGGGGGGUACUGUUGUACUCGUGAGACAUUGCUGAUUACAAAUAUGCAGUAAAACCUAACAGUAUUAUGACAUUUACAGCUAAAAUGUCAGACGGAAAUACAUAUUUUAAAAAAAUCUUAUCUUCUCUAUUUUUUUAAAUUUUUAUUCAUAAUAAUUUAUGUCCUAUAUAUGAAUAGUUAAUGAUAAAUUAAAGCCCUGUUUCUCCUGAACAAAAUGAUAUAUAAUAAGUGUGGGUGCACUUAAUGUGACAGCAGUGAAUUACGGUUGAACAGACCUAUAGCGCAAAUUCCAGUUUUUGUUUACGUUUUGUUUUGAUCAGAACGUGCACUAUUCACUCCGUCCUGAAGGGGUUAAUAUUCCCGAUUUGCUGAAGGCCUUUUCACCAGACUGCUAUAAAUCUCAUUUUACACGUCUCUAGCAUCUGUAUUUAGUUAUGAGCCCUGCUGAUAAGUUUAUUAGCUGUAUUAUAGGCUGUGUGUGCAUUGGGAAUGUGUAGUUAUCCUCAACAACACUUCAUCAUUCAAUGUGUCCUUGUACAGAACAAUGCUCAGCAUUGACUAUUCUGUUACACCUCCACUGUAGAUCUCAUCCACAUGUUUCCACUCCCACCCAACAGCAAACGUCUUUAAAAUGAUGAUAACUCAAAGUUGUACAGCACGUUAAACUAAAUGGAUUAAUACACUUGGAUUUAUUUUUUUAAGAGGAUGCCGUUGUCUGGAGAGAAAGGUACAUGGAGACUAAUCAUCAUAACAACAACUGCUCAUGUUUAUUGGUGCUGUCGGGCUUUGGGUGCAAUCCCUCCAUCUUUUGUUUAGCGUUUUUUUUUCCCAUGUAUUUUGACAAAAAAACAUGGGAUUCGAUGGGAAAGUCCCUAUUUUAGGAUCCUGUCCCACCAUUCAUGGGUCAGAACAGUCAUGACAUUCAUUUUCAUUGGGUGGACCCUGCCCUUUUCUGAGCAAAGAAGUUGCCAGUGUAGCAAGUUGUGUCACUGGCCUACAUCCCUUCAGGGCUUGCCCACCUGUCCUGAUUCCAUACCUCUCAAUGUUGGGUGGUACAAGGAUGCACUAUUUUGGUGUUUCAAAUUUUGUGUUAUAGCCCAAUGCUAGCUUGCACACCCAGCAUGCGUCCAAUGUGCACAGUCCAUCCAAACAUUUGGAUGAGUAGAGAGAGUGAAAUUCCUCAUCAUUACAUCAACAGCGGAGUAUGGGCUUGGGGUACCAUGGAACCCACAGUUUUGGUCAAAUCAUCCAAAGCCUAAUAACAGAAUAACCUCUACAAUAUGCUUUACUGGUUGUCUGUAACCAAAACACCACACUACUCAACACAAACACACAUACAAUCCCACAAAGCUUCCAGACACAUUCACAAUACUCUGUCCUGGCCCUUUGAUCCUGUGGUAUUUCACUUGGUGAGACACUAGUGUUACCGGAAAACACAGCAAAAGCCACACAUAGAGAGAUAGACACAAGUUUUAUUCAGGAAGUAACAGGUCUUUUAUUUACACACCGAUCGGGUCUCAGAUGAACUCCUGUUCCAAAAAUAUCUGAGAGGCAGAAAGCAUGGUGCAGAGGCCUUUUGUUAACAGCAUAUCCCCUCCCAUACAGUAUAACCCCUCCUAUAUACUUCAGACCAAUCAGCACACAUGAUAUUCAGGAUCACCUUAUAUGGGCAGACCACAUGGCACUUACAGACAAAGGAAUAUACUAUCCACUUCCGUACAUGCUCAGUACACUGAUAACUCAUUCAACUGUUUGUAAUCAGAUACUAAUUAGCAUAUGCCAUGUGGAGAUUUCGACCUACUAAAUUUUGACUAUGCUGGAAUCCCAGCACACUAGAGGCAUGUCACAAGACAAAAGCAGCACAUGCGUGUCAUUAAAUUUGCUUGUGCUGCACAAAACAAAUAGAGGGACUUUUUCUCAUGCCAGAGCUGUUUAAGUUGAGCUCUGCACAUGGGCUGCCCUGGAAGAGCAUUGAACCAACCUGCUAACUUUGAGCAGGAACAUGCUUGUCAGUUGUGAUUAAACAUGCCCCCAGUCUGGCCCUGCUUGUAACACAUUACAAUAGGCCUUCUGAAAGCAGGUAUUAGUACUUUGCUCAUAUUUUAUGUAUGCACACAUACCAAAUACAGCUGAGCAGUUAAAGGGACGCUGUAGUCACCUAAACAACUUUAGCUUAAUGUAGCAGUUUUAGUGUAUAGAACAUGCCCCUGCAGCCUCACUGCUCAAUCCUCUGCCAUUUAGGAGUUAAAUUCCAUUGUUCAUGAACCCUAGUCAUACCUCCCUGCAUGUGACUUACACAGCCUUCCAUAAACACUUCCUGUUAAGAGAGCCCUAUUAAGGCUUUCUUUAUUGCAAGUUCUGUUUAUUUAAGAUUUUCUUAUCCCCUGCUAUGUUAAUAGCUUGCUAGACCCUGCAAGAGCCUCCUGUAUGUGAUUAAAGUUCAAUUUAGAGAUUGAGAUACAAUUAUUUAAGGUAAAUUACAUCUGUUUGAAAGUGAAACCAGUUUUUUUUUUUUAUUUUUUUUAUUUCAUGCAGGCUCUGUCAAUCAGAGCUAGGGGAGGUGUGGCUAGGGCUGCAUAAACAGAAACAAAGUGAUUUAACUCCUAAAUGACAGUGAAAUUGCAGGUGAAUGAUCUAUACACUAAAACUGCUUUAUUUAAAAAAGUAGUUUAGGUGACUAUAGUGUUUCUUUAAACAUCUCUGGCAAUGAUUUUAUUGUACAAUCAAUGCAAAAUGAGCAGCACAACCAUUAAGAACAAAUACACUUUGUCUAAGUCAAAUGUAUCACCAAGACCUAGAAUAAUUAUAGACACAAAUAAACCAAUGUUUAUUCUAUAGAAACAAAUAAAAAGUAAUAAACAUAAAAUAUCAAAAAUGGUCUGAACCUGCUAUAAAAAAAUUAAAAAUAAUAUAUCUAUCAAUAGACAAACGUAGCCACACAACUUAUGAAUGGUGAAAUAAGUCAGAGACAUACACCCAGACUCUAUGUAAAAAGCAACAAUGUGUCUGAGUGCUUCCCCACCCUAAACCCAGACACAGAUGCAAAUGAAUAGAGGAUACACUGUAACAAAAAAGUUAUACAAAGAGUACCUUUCCUCGGUGUGGGCCCCCCACCAAGGUAUGGGUGAAAAGGCAAAAAAUAAAAAGGACUUGAAAUAAAUGUGGCACGAUCUGUAUCCUUCGAGGUGGUUAACUAAUACACCGUGGUCGGGAUCCUCAAUAAAGACCACGGUGAGAACAGGACACGAUCCCCGCCAAAGCUUGUUACAAUUUCAAUAUCCAGCGAGUUCAUCCAAACGAAAGGGAGACCGCCAAAAUACGAAAUACUUCCUGCUUUCACUCCCAAAAUAGCAACCAAUAACGGCAGGUCCAAAAGUCAGCCUGUCUACGCGUUUUGUCCCUCCCACGGGACUUUAUCAAGACUGAGAGUGAUAUGUGAACAGCCCGUUAUAUAUACCCCACACAAACCGCGGCAAGGAAACCCCGGGCUGGAUUCACAAUCCUAUUCGACCAUAACAAAAAAUAUAUAUAAAUACACAUCAAAUUUAAAUAAAAACAAUUAAAAAUACAUAUAAUAUAUAUAGUAUAUAUGCAUCAUCUUAAUAUUGAACAAACACAAAAAUAUAUAAUAAAUAUAUAUAUAUAUAUAUAUACACACAAACAGUGAACAAAAUUACUGCUGUGUCAAGAGAAAACACAAAUCUCCAAAAGUUAACAAAUAAAUAUAGAGACCCCAAUUGCAGUAUAUGUGACAUUCAAAAUAGUUCUAGCUCCUCAUUUAGGCCAUUAGGUGUCAUAGAAUUGAGCUUAAAGAUCCACAUUGAUUCAGCCUUAAUUAGCUCCCUCUUCCUCUUAGUUUCGUCCUGAUGGGGGGGAUGUGUACUAUUCCCACUAAUUUAAGGCCAACAGGGUUAUUCUCAUGAAAAAUAGCAAAAUGAUCCUUGGUGGCCCGUCAUUAAGUUACUUUUAUUAUUGUUGUAUCACGAUGACCAUUCGGUUCUAGAUGUUUGGCCUUAGGGCUUAUACCUUCUUUGACAGUGUAUAGAUUUUCUGAUUAGUAUCUUGUCCUGGUUUCAUUUAUAUUGGAAUAAAUUGCCUUGGUAUUAUUUGAUAUGUCCAAUAAAACUGUGCAAUCAUUCAUUGUAGUUUAUUUUUUCAUGUUGAUAUAUUUACUUUUUCAUGUUUUUUUUCAUUUUUUUUUAUUAUUUUUUUUAUUGCUUAUUUGUUUUUGGAGCACUAUAAUGAGGAUCCGUAGGUGUUGCAAUCUGUGGAACACGUGAUGUGGUGGGUCUCGAGAGCACGUGCACUUUUCUCCUGACCUUAUUCUUUUUUUGACUCGCACUGCACAUAUUCUCAUUUCUGGGUGAUUGGGUUGGUAUAUGACCCGGGGCUUCCGUAUCUGGUUCCUACAUGGAUGCUGUUUUUGGAACGCAAAUGUGUUUCAUUAUAUACAAUUUUAUAACAUGACAGGAGCCUUCAUAUUUUGCAUAAUCUCUCUUUACUAAAAUUCCAGCAGCACAGAUUUAACAAUAAAGUUUAGUGAAAAAAACAUUGCAACAAGGUAUAAAAGGCCCCUCCCCCCUGUAUCACUUCCUCUUUCUUUUAUGCUCCAGCCAAGGUACAGGUCAGAGUAAUUUGUUCUGAGCAGAUUUUAUUAUGUUUGUGGUAUUGUACUUGGAGUUAGUUUCCUGGAUUACUAUUUAUACUUGUUUGCCCUCCUGUUCCCUCUCCUGUCUUACCCCUUUAUUUCUAUAUCUAUUGAAUGUUUAUUUCCGUUUUUUCUGCUUCUCAGAGCCUGCUCUCCCUGACCGGGUGCAUGAGCCUUAGCUCUGCUAGUUUUUCACUUACUCCCAUUAGUCGCGCACCACAUUUUUUUGCUGCGAUCGCGCAGUUUUUUUGCUCUUUCGAGCGUUUCUGGGGCUAGCCUGAGGGGUACUACGGGUCGGGGGGAGCUUGGGGGACUCCAUUAUGUUCUCCGGCGGGCCGCAAUAUCUGGGCGCGCUGGCAGAAUGGCGCGAUCGGCGGCCAUCUUGAAUCUCACGAGAUUCACAGCGGCCAUCUUAAUUUACCCAGAUCGCGAUUCACACGAUCUGGGCUGUUCUACACGAUUCCUACAGGGUUUUCAAUGCCUGCUAGGAGUUGUGAUAUUCAUGUAAAUAGUGUGUACUGUAUGUGUAAUAGAUGUUUUCACACGGUGUAUAACAUGUACUUUAGAUGGUGUAUAUGAUUGAUCACAUGAUAUGUGUAAUAGAUAAUACAAAUGUGUAUGUAUGUAUAUAUAUAUAUUAUUUAUUUUAUUUAUUUUUUUAUCUAUCUCCGAGUUAGCUUAGCGGGCUAUGCAUCAUCAGGAACUGUUCAUCUCUUGUGGGUGACAGGUUCAAUCCCCAAACUGAGGUAGAUUAAGUGGGAAUAAUUUAUUUGUGUAACCAGAGAAUUUAUUCACUGAUUUUAUACCUUGUGAUUUUUUUCUUAUAAAACAAGGUUUGUAUAAUAGUUAUAUUAUGUAGAUCUGUGUAAUCACAUAAUAGGUAUACAUGUUAUAUCACGAGGAUGCUUUUCCUUAUACUAACAAUGUUCCCAAGGGGUGGAACCCCAUAAUUACUCACUUAUAUAAGUAUAUAUAGUCUCUCACUAUUCCACUUCAAACUGGGCACACUGGGGUGACACCCAGGUGGACUUCCGCAUCCUGAGACUUAUCAAUGAAGGGGUGUUUCCCCUUACUACUGGGUGACCCCCCCCCCCACUCACAGAUGUGCAUUCACCAGCGGCUUACUAUGCACUUUAUUAUUGGGUUGACCCCCCUUACUACUGGGGUGACCCCCCCACUCACAGAUGUGCAUUCACCAAUGGAUAACUAUGCACUUAAUUAUUGGGGUGACCCUUCUUACUAUUGGGGUGACCCCCCCACUCUCAGAUGUGCAUUCCCAAAGGGAUUACUACGCAUACUAUUAUUAUUAUUAUUGGGGUGACCCCAUAUCGCUAGGGUGAACCCCAGCAUAUUUAUUUAUACACGCCAAGUAAAGGCGAGCAGUUUCUAGGGGUGACCCCCUUUAAGCUGGAGUGACCCUCCCCCCCCCACCACCUCAAGCACUCUAUCGUCACUGAGACACUGUAAUAGGGGUAACCCCCUUCUUGGUGCUAUAUAUGGACUGCAUGCCGGAACAAUACCAUACCACUUCAACCUCUAUGAUGCAAUAGGGGACACAUCUAUUCCACGCUGUGAUUCUUGUCUGCAGGUAGCAUUGUCCUCUAGGGUAAACCGGCACAGUCCUUUGGUUUGCAUAUAAUCCAGGCAGUUUUAUUGUUAAACUCACACAGGAGACAGCAGUAAAUGAAACAAACAAUAAUAACACAAAUCCCUAUAAACAAAAGCCUAGCUCGUCUGAGUACUAACUAACAUCAGACUCCCUCUCUCUCAGGGUUUAAACUAGAACAAAAUAAUAUUUGUGUUCACCAACCUAGUGCCUUUGUCAGAUCUCUGCACUCCAAACUCGGUUAGCAUGUGGCUUCCAUUCCUUCUAGAAAUAAACAAAUUUCUCAAUCUUUUCCGCACUCCCAGUGCUCCAAGCCAGCCUUGACUGCUUUCCUUUUGCACUCCCAGUGCUCAGUCUCCUUGACUCUCUCACUGGAGAGAACAGCCUCUCUCCAACCUGCUUCCAGGGAGGAAGCCAGCAAUCCCCCCUUUACCUGCAUAGCAGGGAGGGGUUUAUUCCCACUGCUGCAGCUGAUUACCUGCAGCUGGGCAAUGGGAUGGAGACAGUCCAAAAAACCCUGGCCUGGAUCUAUGUCUCCCAAGAAAACCGCUAAACUGCGGAGUGGAGCAUUGGCCCACCCUGCUCUCCAAAUGCUCCACCCCAGGGGCCCAUAACUAAAUGUUGGUUUGUGUUGCCUACAACACGUACUCCCCCUGGGGUUAAAUGUUAUAGCCCUAUCUGCCUUCACUUUAUCACAACGCGUACUCAGUGGUACUGGACCUAACCUAUUGGGACAUAACUAGGGUGAAUCCCUAACACAGUGUUGAGACUCCUCAUGUCUCCCUAUUUCACAGGGGCUACCACCCCAUUUCAACUCGACAGUUAUUCCUGGUCGCAUAGAGGGUGACCCCUCUUCUGGCUGUCUGCCAUUACUGUCUCAAUUACAGCGGGCUGAAAUUGCCUGCUACCCUGGAUGACCAUCAGUUGUACAUGGAGGCGCACUAUGUGUCCUAACACUUUUACACAUGUACCUAAACCUUAUAUAUAUUCCGCAGACCGAAAAGUUCAACAAGACUCACAUCGUUAGGAACUCGCCCAGUCUCGCACUCAAGACUUUCAGCCUAUGUUAAUGCUGCAGUUGCAGCCUCAGUACAAACGGCAAUCCCCAAGAUGUUGGGUCAGGGUCUUGCAGAGAUGGUGAACCACGGUGCCCCACCAGCCAAUGAAUUUAUGUGCUACAAGGCCCCUAGGCCAAGCACGCAUAAUAAAAGGAUAAGGGAAAGAUACCAUCAUGGAUAAACUCCCCUUUAAAAGGAAGAUUUCUGAGACUCCACGGUCAGAAAACACAUCAAUGCGAACAGAGGACGCAUGUCUCCAACCUGGACCAACGCAAGGGGCAUAUGCUUGCCUCCUUCUCGAUGUUGAGUCCUUGGUCACCGUCGCAUCACGGAGACCUAGGUGACACGCACCUCGCCAACACAGCAGAAUCAAAGGGGUUUCCCGGACCUAUUGACUCAAUUUCUGGACUUUCCACUGCCCCGUCCAUUGUCUUCCAUUUUAUCGACAACCCACAAGAUACCAUCUGAUACUUUGGUGGCUUACGUUCCACUUCAGGACCUUUCGUAUGUCGCGAGGCAUCAUACGAUCCAGAACCAGUCUCGAAAUACACUCGGUUAUGGAUCAUAGAUGUGGUUCUCUAUUCCCUGUGGAUUUGGCCAACUGUUUUGGAUCUUCACUCCAACAAACUCUUGGGGAAGCUCAUACUACUUUCACAUUAUGUGGCGUUGUCUACAACUGUUCGGCCUUCACAAUCGAACCAGCCUCUCCUUUUGUAUACCUUACCUUUUUUUUCAAACCGGUGACGACCACCACUUUAGCUGGGUGGGUACUUUGACUAUUGUUCAUAUGGUUGUGGAGAUCUGUUUUAUCGGUCAUUCGGGGCGCGGAUGCAUCUCUGGCAUCCACGGCGCAUGUUUUCUUCGCCGAUAUUCGUCGGUUUAGUCGCGGGAAGAGACCAUCAGAGUAUUUUACUUUCUCAGACUCUUCACGCAUCUUGUGUUCUUUCCAUAGCGUUAAAAAUGCAAAAUACGACCUCCUGUCAUGUUAUAAAAUUGUAGAUUAUGCUAACGCAGUGUACCUAUAAUCUUAAUUUUAUUAAGGACAGGAGGCGAGUAUUUUCCCACCCUUUUUUCCCCUCCCUAUUUAUUUGAAUCCUUGGUUUGUACUUCAAUAAAGAUCUGAAUUCAGGGGUGUGUGUUUAUUUCAUUAUUAUAAUCUUAAGAUUACGAUUAUUAUCUGCUAUGAUUACUUAUUACAUACAAUUUGACUAUAUAUAUUAAUGUAUAUAUCCUCAACUACCUAUUUCGGUUACAAAAAUGUUAUUGUCUCAUUUGGUAAAUUCCCCCUUUUUUUUGUAAAGCGCUGCGGAAUAAGCUGGCGUUAUAUAAACAGCAAUAAUAAUGAUGAUAAUAAUAAUGACGAACAGUUUGUUUCCAAGUCACUUUCACAUCUUGUUUCUUUUCAGUUUGAUUCUUCUACAUGGAUCAAUACACGGGAUCGUCUUCACACUCUACGACGAUCAUCCAUUCGGGAUUUGGAUCGUUUACAGUCUGAUUCUUCAUUGUUAGCGUUGUUUAUUGUAAUUACAGGAUAUGUUUAUGGUUAUAUCGCAUCAAAGAAAGAGGAAGUGAUAUGGGGGGGGGGGGCUUUUAUACCCUCUUGCAAUGUUUUUUUUCACUAAACUUUGUUGAAUCUGUGCUGCUGGAGUUUUAGUAAAGAGAGAUUAUGCAAAAUACAAAGCCUCCUGUUAUGUUAUAAAAUUGUAUAUAGUCUUUUGUUCUUGUGCCUUCACAGUGCCCUGUAUAACCUGAGCUCGAAGCACCGCGCUGCUCGGUUCUCCUCGUCCAACUCUCGCAUGAUUGCUGUGAUAGUCUCUUCCGGAGGAUCUGGGCCAUACUUAGCUAGCCGCCUCUUUACCUCCUCAAUAUAAGCGUCGCUCUCAUAGCAAUACGUCAUGUUUGCUUGGCACCCGCUCUGGGCCUCUAGCACUCCGAUCCUCGCCCUUGGGAUUCCUCUGUAGACAGGGACGCUGCACGGUAGCUAGCUCUAUCCCUCUACUAUAAAUCCACUGGUAUAGUUUUAAUCGGAAAACUGACUGUGGCAUGUUCUGUGUGGCAAAAUGACGCCCUCAACAGGUAAGAUUUGUGUUUUGUUAAAGUGCCAUGGUGCCAAGUGCUGUGAAGUAAUGUGGAAAUUGUUAUUGAGUGAAGUGCUGUGUGGGCAGUGUGAUGCUGUGGCAAGUGCUGUUGGGUGGUUGACCUUUUUGACAAUUGUGCUGGUGCAUGGUGACUCUGUGGCCAUAUUUUUGCUUGUGGUGUGCCAUAGAAUUCUUGGAAGAGCUUCUAAUUUUGUGCCUUGGGCGAAAAAAAGUCCUGGGCUAUAUAAAAAAAAAAAAAGAAGAAAAAAGAAAAAAGCAGCCUACAAGUGAAAUACAUGGCAAGUAAUAUGGCACUUGCAGAAAAAAAAAAUUAGAAUUUUUUAUAGGACGUGAAGUAGAAAUUACAUCCUUUUAGUCACAUUUGCUGAACUCAAGAGACAUUUAAAAAAACAAGAUUUGAAAUAAAUGCCUAAAAAUGGGUAACAGCGUAAUACACCUCCCUAUUUUUUUUCAGCCCAAAUCCCUCUGUACCCCUUUUCUAUCUUGAGGUCUCUUUUCUAGAAGCUCCAUAUUGUUGUUGUGUCUGAGUCUAUAACAGAACUCCAUCUGUAAAUAAUGUACACUUUUCUUGAUCUAAAUUACAUUUAAUUGCAUGAAUGGUUAUUAGGAAGGUUAGUCACCUGGAAUUUCACAGUACAGGCCACACUACCACUUACAAACCUAAUAUUAACAUAUUUUGUUCAUUUGAAAUGUUGGGUGUAAUCGCUUUUCCCGUUGGUUUAUGCCCUUUCCAGAGCAUCUCAGAAUGCUUUCAUUUGCAUGUGACAUUAGAGUAUACAUUUCCAUAUUUACAUGGAACUGAUCUCCCCCACAAGGACAGUUCAGAUUCAAAAUGCCAGGCAUUAGCUCUUUUGUAUGUCUAAUGUGUUUGAAGCCUCAUUAAUGAGGUAUGGCAGCUGUACAUCAAAGUAUGUUAGGUUCAGACUGUAAGACUCUUACAUAGUUCUUGGCAAUAAAUAUAUACUCGUGGUUUAAAAGGUCAUUCCAAGCACCAGAACCGCUUAUGCUCAUUACUUUAGUAAAUACAUCCUUCUCCCUUCCAUACUUUGUGAAAACCACUUUUAACUAAAAUAAACCACAGGUGGAACUUAUGUUUGCCUGUAGUUGUAGAUUUUUCCACCUUUCAUUCCCAGAUUUUCUUGAAGGUACUGGUGUCACGAUAAUGCAUGAAAGUAUGUACAGAGAUAUUUUUUUUUCAAGCUGGUAGAUUUAUACCACAGCUGCUAAUAACUUUUGGCAGCAGUUACAUCCUCAUUUUCUGAUCAGUGUAGCAACCUUCCCCCAUCAGGGGUGUACAACCCUAAAAUGUGUAAGGGGCCUGGCCCUGUGCUGGAGUCUGCAAGAGUCCUAUAAUGCUAUGUGGUUCUGUUGGCGACUGGACCAUAUUGCAAGAUGCAUAAGUCCCUUCAAAGUACAUGUACAUAUUCUCAUUUAUCUCUAGCACGGCUGCACUGGGAGGAAGUGAUGUCUGUAUUCCACUGCCCAAAUUAAAUUAUAUUAAAUCACUAUUAAGUAAUAAUAUACUAAAUGAAAACAUGCAUAUAUCUAAAAAUACAUUUUUCCAUUGGGGGUAUAGCUAAAAAGAACUUGCAAAAGUUUGUCUCUUGUCUACAGAUUCUGAAAGCCCCCCUUCCUCCCCAGCCCAGUGUUUCUUUGUGUGUCCAAUCACAGACUUCCCAAUGCAGCUCAAUGAGAAGUCUUUGCAAGGUAGGUGCUCUGGGCUAUUGCUGCCUUAUGAGGUUAGCUCCACUGAGCGAUUCAAACCAAAAAGUAACCGUUAUAAUUAACAGCUGAGGGGUGUAAUAAGGUUAACUUAUACAAGUGCCAAUUUCUUUUGAAAUUUUGAAACGUGCACUUUGUAAAACGAAAAAAAGAGGACAAACUCUUCACACAUAUGGCAUUUCAGCAAACUAAAGUGCUUUUGGUGUGCAGAGUGUUCCUCUAACUGCAUUAUUAAAUUUUACAUUCGUAUUGAUGACACUGAAGUGGCGGCCUCUUGAAAAUGUGCUUCCGUUACAAUGGUGCUGAAUUUUUACUUAAAGGACCACUAUAGUGCCAGGAAAACAUACACGUUUUCCUGGCACUAUAGUGCCCUGAGGGUGCCCCCACCCUCAGGGUCCCCCUCCCGCCGGGCUCUAGGGUGAGGAAGGGGUUAAACUUACCUCUUUCUCCAGUGCCGGGCGUGGAGCUCUCCGCCUCCUCUCCUCGGCUGAAUGCGCAUGCGUGGCCAGCCAGUCCAUAGGAAAGCAUUCACAAUGCUUUCCUAUGAACGCUGGCGUCUUCUCACUGUGAAAAUCACAGUGAGAAACACGCAAGCACCUCUAGCGGCUGUCAAUGAGACAGCCACUAGAGGCUGGAUUAACCCUAAUAUAAACAUAGCAGUUUUAUAGAAAAAAGGGUUAACCCUAGCUGGACCUGGCACCCAGACCACUUCAUUAAGGUGAAGUGGUCUGGGUGCCUAUAGUGGUCCUUUAAUCGUUUAAAUUCUCAAUUUUUGAAGAUUAAAAUUUAGAACCACUGGUUGUGUUUCUUGAUUACUAUUUAUCAGCAUCCUGUAAUCAUUAUGUCUUCCUUUUUCACAGAAACAACGGAAAAAGAAGCAGAAGGAGGUCCUUGUAGAGCUGAAUGAUGUGGCUGGUGAGAGGAAAUGAUUAUUCUCUAGAUAUAUUCACAGAAUGAGUUAGAAUUAAUAAUUACUAUCCAACAUAUUCCAACUAUUGAUUAAUUUUGUCUUACAAUAACAUUUCAAUAUAAGAUAAUUUUAGAAGCUGGUAUGUUUGGAUUUUUUUUUUACAUACUUGUUGCAUGUUUGCUUUGUAUUUUGUACCUCUGAUAUGUGCCACUGUCCUAAAAUCCUCCGAAUUAUGCUCAGUUACAUCUUCUGAGUAAAACAAAAUGCCCAAUGGAUAACCUAGACACUAUUUUGUGAAGUUACAUUGCUGUAAAAGAGACGUGAUAAUAUUCGUUUUUUUAAUCGCUUAUAAUUUUUUAUUUUUAAAUGCUUAUUCAAACAACCCCAUAAAGGCAUACCGUUUCUUAAAGAAGACCAUUCAGGGUAUUUCAAAAAGCACACUUUGAACCUUAGCGUUGGAUAAUUUUUCACUAGCUUUUUUUCUACAUUUUUGACUCCCACAGUGAGUUUUUACUGUAUACUUUGCAAAUCUUAAGUGUGCUACGGCAGUAUAAUACUUCAUAUGUUGCUCAGCUAUGUCAUCUGAGUACAGCAAUUCCACCAUAAGUAUAUUUGCCAGGUAUAUGUUGCUGUUGAAGGGGCAAAUUCAGACACAGCCCUUUCAGUAUUUUUUUCAAACUUUUGGACCCCCCUACUCCCUGGCAUGCAAUCAAGGCAUCCACCCCAAUGCAGUGGCGGUACUAAAAUAGAAAGAAUUUUAUUGGGCCCCCCAAUUGCAAGGUUGGACUAAAGGUAAAACCCCAUCUGUCGUUCAACUCCAACAUUGCUUUGACAGCUGGGACUCAACCAAUUUCCAUGUUUGCAGGAUUGUAUUUAGCACUAAGCAGUGCUUAUAUUGAGUAUGUUUGUGUGAAUGUGUUUGUAUGUGGUAUUGGAGUUUGAAUACAAGUGUGCAUUUAUGUGUAAUGUUUGUUUUUGAAUGUAGGGGUAUGUGUGUGUGUGUGUAUAUAUGUGUAUAUAUGUGUAUAUAUAUAUAUAUAUAUAUAUAUAUAUAUAUAUAUAUAUAUAUAUAUAUAUAUAUAUAUAUAUAUAUAUAUAUAUAUAUAUAUAUAUAUAAUUCUGGUGUUCAAUACAGGAGUGUGUUUGUAUGUAGUGUUGAAGUUUGAAUGGAGGGGUGUAUUUGUAUUUAAAGUUGGUGCUCAGACACACAGGUUCACACGCUGUCACACAUGCAGAUACACACACACACACACACACACACACACACUGACUACAUACAGAUACACAGGCACAUACACUGACAGACAUACUGACACACACAUACACUGACAGACGUACUUACACACAGAUACAUAUACUGACACACACAGACACAUACACUGGUAGACACACUGACAGACUGGCACAUAUACAGACAUACUGACACAAACGCGCGCACACACACUGACAGACAUACUCACACAGGCACAUAUACAGACAUACAGACAUACUGACACAGACACACAUAUACUGACAGACACUGACAGUAAUACUGAAACACACAGAUACAAACACUGACAGACAUACCGUGUUUAAAUAGGUAGGUAACCACGCCCCCUAAAUGUUUUCGUUCAAACACCUUGGUAGGCCGUGGCGUUCUUGGCGUUAUGACGUCGGCGCUCAUUAGCCGACUGUGUCAUGCUGUGUGUCUGUGUCAUGUUGUGUCUGUGUGUCUGUGUCAUGUUGUGUCUGUGUGUCUGUGUCAUUGUGUGUCUGUGUCAUGGGGUGUGUGUGUCUGUGUGUAUUUAAAAAGUGUUUUUACUCACUUUUUUUUUUUUUCUCCCCACGCCGUGCUGGUCUACCCUCGACUGGCCCUGCCUCUAUGGCUGAGAUCAUCAAGCUUGAUGAUCUCAGCCAAUCCAAUGCUCUGCCAUAGGAUUUGCUGCAAAGGCCCUGAAUGUAGGUGCUGCACAUUGUGCAAUUACACUGUGCAGCACUGACACAGGAAGCGCCUCUAGUGACUGUCUGAGUGACUGUCACUAGGAAGCAAUGUAAACACUGCCAUUUCUUGGAAAUGUCAGAUUUUACAUUGAAAAUCCUGCAGGGACAGGCUAUGGGCACCAGAACCACUACAUUAAGCUGUGUGUGUGUGCCUGAUAGUGAGUGAGCUUGCUUCUGUGUGUGUGUGUGUGUGUGUGUGUGUGUGUGUGCGCCUGCUAGUGAGUGAGUGAGCUUGUGUUUUUAUGCCAAUGAGCUUAUGUAUAUCAGUGACUUUGUUUGUCUAUGAGGCUGUGUAUCAACAAGCUUGUGUGUGUCAGUGAGAUUGUCUGUCUGUGUCUGUAUAUAUGUGUGUGUGUGUAUAUAUAUAUAUAUAUAUAUAUAUGUGUGUGUGUGUGUGUGUGUGUGUGUGUGUGUGUGUGUAUAUGUAUGUAUGUAUGUGUGUAUAUAUAUAUAUAUAUAUAUAUAUAUAUAUAUAUAUAUAUAUAUAUAUAUAUAUAUAUAUAUAUAUAUAUCUCAACCAUCUGGGGAGGCAAGACAUUGCCUUACAUAUUACAUACGGCAAUAUAUGGCGCAAUGACUUAUGGGGCUGGCGUAGAUUUUUUUUUUUUUUUUCAGGUUUGCUUUGUAUCCCCAGUCCGGCCCUGCUGGGGACAAGCUGAGAGUUGAUAGGAGUGUCCCCAAUACCCUGCAAUGUGACGCCAGCCUGUGACAUGCCCUUGACUGAUACACAAGGUAACCUGACACACAGACAUACUGACACAUACACAGACUGACACACACAUGCACACACACAGACAGACAGACUGGCACACACAUGCACAUACACUGACAUACAUACUGACACACACACAGAUAUACACACACAGACAUACUGACACACAUGUAAAAUGUAAAUUCUUAAACCCACCCUCCAGUUUCCUACCUUUUGCUGGAGGGUGGCUUCCCUGGGUUCCAGUUUGGUGCCUGAGGUUGAUGGGAGUGAGGAGUCUCCAUCAUCACUGCAGCCUCGUGCUCCCUCCCUGGCGGCGACUCCUGCCAGCUUCUGUGCAGCUCCUCUCUGUCACUUCCUCCAAGCCGGCUGACGGAAAGCGCUCUGAGUGACUGACCAAAUGCCAGAACUAUGAGGGUGCUCUAAAAGUGCACUGUAUUGGUACAGAUGAACGAGCUCCCGCACUGGACUUCCAGGGAUCCAGUAAAAUCUCCACUGAAACACCAGGGAAAUUGCUCUCCCUCCACUGGCCCACUAGGAAAGGUAGGCAAGGGGUAGGACAAAACAUACAUACACAACACUAAACUAGAACACACUCUGCUCCUCCCAUAAAGGUCUCCAUUUCCUCCACACACACAAAACGUAGCAACUACACACACUCUCCCACACAGAAUUCUUGGUCAACACGCACGACACUCAUAGAAACACAGCCCAGUGCUCUAGAAGAGUGCUUCAACCUCAAACUCUACCUAGGGCCCUUGACAACCUUAAUCCGGCUCUGGCACUACCAUGUCACUGUUAGCAUUCCAGAGAGUGAUACAUAGUGCUAAAGUAUAAUUUCAAAUACCUUUAUUUUGGAAAUAUAUGAUUUAACUGUGUUUACUGUAUGUGUGCAUUAUGCUUGAAUGCAGACUUUCUUUUUAUUUUCUGUUGCCAUUUUUAAUAAGCUGUACUGCUAGUAAUGCAUACAUGGUCCUUAUAAUUGUCUAUAAUUGUCCAUUUUUAUUUAUCAAUUUUUGUUACACCUACUGUAUGUGAGAAAAAUAGUUUUUUUGCUUUUAUACAUACAUUUCAGAUCCUAUGUGAAAUAUUUCAAGAUAAAGACACUGUAUACUGUUUUAAUCUUUUCAUUUCCCAAACCUUUUUAUAAAGGCUGAGCAAAUAAGAGAAAAGUAAAAAUUGUGUACCUCUACUUAAUUUUAUUUUUUGUUUGUUUGUAAAGCAAUAUAAUCACAAAAAUGUUGUUUAAUAUGUUUAUAUUCUAGCUCUGAAUCCAGAUAGAUGUCAUGCUAAUAUUCUUUCAAUACUCAAGUAUUCAGCAUAGUAUAUUGUUCUUGUCAUUCAAGUAGUUAGAACAUGUUUUGGUUGGUAAACGCCAAGAGGGACAAUACAAAAAAUUAUUUUGGAAAGUGAUUUAUUUUAUUUAUUUUUUUUGUUUGUCAUCUUUAGACCAAAGUCAUGGACUUAAGGACUUGCUCCAGAAGAUCACUGAACAUGAGCAGGAAAUUAAAGCGAUCCUUCAAAAACAUGAGGAAGAGAAGACAACACUAUCAGAAGCCCAUAAAAUUGAUAUGGAAACUCGAACACAGGAAUUAAUGAAACAGGUAUGGUGGGAACAUCAAAACUACUAAUGUGUAUAGUAAGCCUCAAGCUUAAUCAGUGUGUUUGAUACAAUUGUGGUCUAUUCACCAAACAGUGAAUUGUGAUGACUUGAAAAUUGACUUGUGCAGAUAAAGCUAAAUUAACAGACUUGCAAGAAAUAUCUAACGGAGAAUUUCUACACCUCCGAUCUUUUAGCAUACAUUUUUAAAGUUAAUUAUCGAUUUCAAAUUCAUCAUUUAGAAAGUGUACUGGAUAACAUGUUUUCACCUUUUUCUGCCUUUUCUCCUUGAUCAUAUUACAUUAUAGUAAAUAUGUUUAACGUAACAAGAAACUCGUGAACUUUGAGUUGCUCUGUAACAUGAAACUAACUCCUAUAUUGUGUUUCUGGGUGUGUUAAAUAGAAUUAUUAUAUACAUACACUAACAAAGAAUGUUUCUAUGAUGUUAGUAGUGCUUGCUCCUUUACAUUGUAGAUUGUCACUGAUGGCUGGAUUUAGGGUCACUUUGUCCCAGAUUAUUUUGUUAUGAUACAGUGUCUUUAAUUAUUUCUCCACUUUGAUGUGCUAUUACUGGGUCGCCGUAAAUCCUGUCAACGUGGAUGUUAUCUCACAGCUAUGUACAAUAUGAAUAAUUGUUACUAUGCUAUGUUUAAAUGUGCUAGAAAGAAGGGCUGAAGAAAUCUAUCUUUAUCAGUGGCUGCAGAAUUUAUCAAAGGUCAUGCACAAUGCGUAGUGGGAUCCGUGCAUUACAUAUAACACCAGACAACUGGCCUACAUAUAAACAUUUAUAUCAAAUGAAUAACCAGAAUUAAGACCGCUGUUUUUAUAGGUAAUAUACCUACACUGUCAGUGCAUCGCUAUAGCUCAGUUUUGGCAGACCCUACUAAUCUACUGUUGUUAACAGGACGUAUAGCCCACUAGAUUGGACCUUUUAGUUCUCCCUACUUUAAAUGCGCAUUAGGAGUCUAAUGUAGCCUCUAUUUUUCUUAGUUGGUGUGCACAGAAUUUUCCUCUUGUGCAAAAUGUUUUCCUGAUCCAAAAUAUUUUGGACACUGAAUGUUUGUGAGAAUGUAAAAUUAUUUUUUGAUAAUCUUCAUACAGCCUCUCUAAUAUAGUUAAUAACACUACUUGACAGUAUUACUACAUGCUAAUGUAGUAUUAGCAGUGGCGGAUCCAGGGGGGAGAAGGGGCAAUGGGGCAAUUGAUCUAAUGGGACACACUCUCACUAAUUUGAAACACACUCGCUGACAGACACACACACACACACACACACACACUGAAAGACACACUCACAUAUUGACACAUUCUUGCACACACACUCAGAAAUAAAUUUUAUUUUAUUUUUUUUAGGCCCAUCCAGGUUCGCCUACCUUUAGUAGAGCUGGUGUGGUUCCUCUCCCUGGUGUUCAUUGGGGAUAUUCUCCCUGGGGGCCAGCAGGAAAUGGAACUUCUCCCUACAGUCUUCCAGUUAUUCAAUGCUCCAUCACGUGCACCCUCUGUAGUAAUUUUGGGGCCAGAGUAACAUCAUGUUCUGGCUUCCUGCAUCACUGCAAAGGGCAUGCGAAGGAGCAGUGAAGAACUGGAAACACAUUAUCAGCGCUUCCUCACCACCGCCUUCUAUUCUCUGUAUAUUUUGGCAAAGUAGGCUCCUGCCACCUAGUGUAAGCAGGUGCCUACUCUGCAUUACUGACUUAGUGCCCACUUCCUGGGUGCCCUAAGGUGGCCAGCCAGCCACCUCAUGGGCUUCCAAUGUUGGCCAGUAAAGGUGGAGGAUGCUGCAAGGCCCACCUGCCGGUGGGUAAUAGUUUUUUUUUUAGAAAUAAAUCUGCAAACUCUUUGUGCGCAAACUCUUACCCUGCGUGUGCUCCUUCAAAAAGGUGUGCGCACGCACACCUUAGAGGGAACAGUGAUUAGGACCACUAAAUUUUAUUCUUUUUAUUACUUUUUUAGGUAGAAACUAUUGUUGAGAUAUAUGUAUCAGGCAUAAUCACUUAUCUAAAAGUCUGGUUAAGGCAUCAAGUACACAAAACAUAUAUAUAUAUAUAUAUUUUUUAAAUUAUCUUUAUCUGCGUUAUGCGUCUUUUACAUAGCUCUGUUCCCCAGCUCUGGUUAUUUUUAGCAUCUAUUGAUAUGAUUUGAAGUUCUAACCAAACUUACCUUUGGUCUCUCAUAAAGUAUUUAAAGAGGCUCUGUCAACCUAUGGGUUUAAAGUGCAGUCUCUCAGCAUUAAUUUGAGGGUAUUCACAUCCACAUUGAAGUGAGGGUUAAGGAAUUGUAACGCUUUAAUUUGUAGCCCCCUCUUUCUCAAGGGACAAAAAGUAAUUGAACAAUUGACCCAAAACCUGUUUUAUGGACAGAUGAGGGCUGUUCCUUCAUUAUUUCUUCACCAUUAUUUCUUAUGCCUGUCAGUUCAGGCAGUCCCCCUGCAGGCAGCACUAUGGAGGCCUAUUGCAGCCAUGUGACCGCUCUUUCAGAGCGAUUGCAUGGCCUGUGGGGUCUUAAUUUGCCAAGGGGGGACUGUUUGGGCUGUCUGACAGUCCCCCCAGUUGGAGAGGAGUACAGAUCGCGGGGGAACUGCGGCGAUCUGCGGUAAGUAAUCCGCGGUAAGUAAUUAAGAAUACCGCGGCCGUACUAGGUACAUCCGCUGUCCUGGGGGUGGGAGGGGUUUAAUACUUGUAUGUUUAUUUUUUUUUCGCACGCAGGCAGAGCAUCGGAAGCCUGUCUGUUGGCUAUCAAUGCUCUGCUACACUGCCACGUGAGGUGCCAGGUAAGGGAUCAUCCGGCGGCCCGGCAAUCAAGGGGGAUAUUGCAGGAUGCCUCGACAUCGAGGCAUCGCUGCAAUACCGUUAGAGUGGCUGGAAGCAUUCACAUUUGCCGCCGACCUACCAGAUAUGUCCGGGGUGGUUAACGGCCAUUUUUUGACGGAUGUACCUGGUACGUCUGCGGUCACUAAGGGGUUAAUGAAAUUAGAAUGCAAGGAUCAAUACAAACUGAUCUUUUGAAACGAACUGUUACAGGAAUCUAUUUCCCCUGAAUAAAAGCUGGAAAGUACUCAACUUCCACUGUAAAUUGUAGGCCAAUCUUUCAUUCAUUCGCAUAUUAAAAUCUAUUCUUCAGUAUUGGCAAACAGAUUAAAAGCCUUAAUACCAUUCCUAGAUCAAAUUAGGAAUGGUAUCGAUUGCUGGAUUUAAUUGACUAUUUGGUCAGGACCAGUGAUUUCCUGCUGACCCUGUAAAUGAUGCUGAGAAGGCAUUUGACAAGAUCACUUGGGGAUUCAUGGCUAAGACCAUGGAGAAAUUUGAAUUCAACAAUCCAAUAAGGUCGGCCAUAAUGGCUCUUUAUGUCGACCCGACACCCAGGCAUCUCUGCCAAAUUUCAAAACGACACUGGCCCCUUUGCUGUGUGUUCUGACUCUGGAGCCUUUCACUGCUAAUGUAAGAGCUAAUUACCAAAUGGAGAGUGUUUCAUUAGAAGACACCUAUUAUAGAGUCUAUAUACAGACAACAUCAUCCUCACUUUGACAAACCCAGUAGCCUUGUUGGCCUCCUUGGUUCCAGAGAUCGAAAGGUAUAGUGAAGUGUCAAACUACAAGGUAAAUAUGGGGAAAUGCCAAAUAAUGCCCAUCAAUCUGAGUUCUACUGUAAUGGAAACUCUUAAACAAGUCUGUCUUUUUAUAUCGUCCUCUGAUGGGUUUAUAUACUUAUUUUUCUCAAAAUCUAACUGAAAUGUGCACAAAAAAAUGUUGAAAUCCUAUUCAAAGAUACCAGUGAAAAACUAUUGAAAGAAUGGAACUAUAUUGGUAUAUCCUUGCUGGGAAGAAUAAAUAUUAUCAAAUCAUAUUUCCUUUAGAAAUGGUCUUACAUUUAUAGGAUGUUAACAUUAUCUAUACCUAUAAUGAGACAACAUUUUUAUGAACUAUAUUUGGGAUUCUAAGAGACCUAUAAUUUCAGCCUCACAUCUAAUAAAGGGGGUCUGACUAUUCCAAACAUGAUUAGAUAUUAUGAAGCCAGUAAGAUGUUCCAUCUACAAAGGUGACAGGCUUCGGAAUCCGUCGACAAAUAGGCUAGAAACUGGUAUAAAGUAGUUUCUAGCCUAUUAAAAGUUAAGAACCUUUGUACUCUGAUUUGGCUUGAUGAAAGAGCAAGUAUCAAGCUUUUAGCCUCAAUUGUGAACAUCUAUCUAAAAACUUUGUUAUAGCUGGUUUAAAUUUAAAAAAUAAAUAUAAGAUUCAAGAUAAAAUAUCUAAAGGAAGUCCUAUUGCUGCAAUUGAAUAUAACAUAUCUGAUUUAUAUUUAAAAAAAAAAAAAAAAAACUAGCUUAGAAUUAAUACUCUGACAACUUCAGAUCUUAUAAAUCAAGGAGAGGCAACCCUUGGCACUCCAGAUGUUUUGGACUACACCUACCAUGAUGCUUUGCUAGCAUUAAGGCUGUGAGAGCAUUGUGGAAGAUGUAUUCCCCAACAUCUGGAGUGCAGAAGGUUGCCCAUUUAUGUUCUAGAUCAGGGGUUCUCAACCCAGUCCUCAGGACCCCCUACCAGUCCAGGAUUUGGGGAUUACCUGGGUGUGUCUCAGGUGUUUAGAAAAAGGGAAAAAAAACACCUUAGAUUCUAAGGUGUUUUUUUUUCUUUUUCUAAACACCUGAGACACACCCAGGUAAUCCCUAAACCCUGGACUGGUAGGGGGUCCUGAGGACUAACGUUGAGAACCCCUGUUCUAGAUGAUCAUAAAAUAAAGUCCUUUGCACAACUGCAGCAGACCCAUAAUAUACCUUCAAAAGAGAUUUUUACUUAUCUUAGACUAAAAAAAUUAUAUAGGAAACCAUAUUCGUAAUGACGAUAAUGCUAUCCUAAAUGAAAAAAAAAAAAACAAUUUGGGAAGGAUUUGAACUGUAAAACCAUACCUUUCUGUUAUGAUAUCCUGAGGUUAGAGGAUAAAGAUCUAAAACCCCAAACUUGGAAAAACUGGGAUAAAGAACUUGGCGCUCCCAUACAAAUUGAUCAAUGUUAUAAAUUUAUAUUAGUAGACAAACAAUCACCAUAUUGUUUGUACCUUAUCGAACUUCAUUAUGAAAUACUCCAUCAGUGGCAUUUGGUUCCUAAAAUUAUGAAUAAAAUAAAUCCAGCAGACUCCCCAUUAUGCUGGAGGCGCAAACGAGGUAAGGGUAGUACGAAGCAUAUAUGGUGGGACUGCCAUCUCUUAAAACCCUCUAGGGAGUGGGAUAUUAAAAGAACUAGCUGCAUUAGUUGGUCAUGAUUUAGGGAAUAAUCUCCAAGUUGUUAUCUUCUAAUUUAAUCUGUCUGGUUUAACGUCUCAAAAAAGAUAUUUACUAGUUCAACUGACUAUGGCUGCUAAAGUUGCAAUAUCUAGUUAUUGGUUAAAACCAGAAAUUCCCUCUUGGGCAUACAUAUUAAAUAAACUAAAAUACCAGUACACUAUGGAAAAAGGAAUAGAUUGUUAGAAUGAUUGGUACGAAAAAAGAUGGCAUCCCUGGCUUGGCACUUUAAAAAAAAAAAAAAACAAACAGAUUUUUUUGCCCUUUAAAAAUACUACUUAUCACCGAGCAUAGUAAAACUCAAAACAGAGGAUGCCAGAAAGAUGGAUAAACCUUCUGCCCUGCUACUCAACAUCACUACAAACUACAAUACGUUUUGGGACCUGUAGCACCUCGAGUUCCCCCUACCCACAUAGGGACCUGGGUCCAGCAAGUCACCCAACCUCCCCAGUCAUUCACUCACCCUUCCUCCCCCCGCCCCAUCCCACAGCAACCCCCGCCCCCCUUUUUUUUCUCUUCCUCCUUUAGUUCCCUGGAUAUUUUCAAGGCACUAUUGGAAUAUAUCCCCCCAAAAAACAUAGGCACUCUCGAGAUGUAGGGAUAACGCAUCCUCGACUCAGUGUUGCUUAGACCAAACUGGACAACGACACCUAUGUUUCAUCCAUUCAGAUGCUCUGUAUAACUUAAAUGCUAGAUAAUGUUGGACUUGUAGGCUACUAUGUUUCCCCUCUUACAUUAUGUACUGAUGUUGAAACCAUACAUGUAACGGAAUAAUGACAAUGUAUUCCUUGUCACCAUGCGCCUUUGUAUACCGCAUCACCCCGAUUUGCACGUGUUACUUCACGUCAUGUACCCUUUAACACCUACAAUUGUAAGUUACUACAUUAUACUAUUACCAUGUUUUUACCCUGUCGUAAAAAGAAACAAAAAUACUUUAUAAAUAAUUCCAAUAAAAAAAUACUACCUUUAACUUUAAAGAACUAAAAUAAUAUGCUCAGAUUAUUGUCCUAAAAUAACAUACAAUAAACAAUUGCCUAGCCUCAUUUUUCUAAAUUAUAGUCACUAUUUCUCCCUUAUUUCAAAAAAUUUCUGACUUUAACCCUCAUGGAUACAUUGAUCAAAUAAAGAAUGCAAUUUACAAAGAUGAAAACUUAUUGAGUGGUGCAUGAUAGGUUAGUGUCGGCAAGGAGAAUGCAUGGGUGCUGACAAUAAAAAUUCCCCCUGCUUUCAGAUGCAUUCGUAGAACAUGCUACUGAUGAUUAUCUGGUAUGCUUUUUUUAUUCAUGAGAAAUUUGACUUUGUGCUGGUUACCAACAUGUACAACAGUAACAAUCCUAUUACUGAUAAUCCUGAGAGACAGGAAAAACCUGGAGGAUUUAAAUCCAAGCAAACGGACAGUGAAAGAAACAGGAAUGUAACUAGCUGUCAUAGGUGCAAAAACAUAUACUGAAAUGAAAUUUCACCCAGUUUCACCUGUGCACAAUUCUGACAGAAUUGUUAAAAACAUUGUUCAACAGUAUAAAUGCAUACUCAAUGCAGUGUACAGAAAUACACUCUCAGAUGCAUUCAUACAAGCACACACACAUACUCAUUCACAGAUACAUACAGAGGCCCUACCUACAGACUAACACAAACAGAUACACACAUACAGAAAAAUGGCCAGAUGAAAAUCUACAGAUGCACAGAUGCGCAGUCACACAUGUAAACACAAAAUCACUCAAACACACUGUUACGGUUGCCCCAGGCUAGCUGAGGAUUACGGUUGCCCCGCCUAAAUGUCCUUGUCCCUGAGCUUGGAGAGCGGUGAAAGGUUUCACUUCAGCAACUACUGAUAUCCCUGGAAAUGUAGAAGAUGCUUGGAGCUCUGAGCAGAGCUAGUGAUUAGCAUUUCCCUACAACACGAGUCAAGGCUGCGAGUUUAGGGUAAGAAGACUGGUUUAUUGAACAUUUCUUUUAUACACAUUUUCAGGCCAGAGGCACACCCCUCUGGACCUGAUGGAACACAGGGACAUAAGGAACAUAAACCAAUCACAAUAAAGUGCAUCUUUCAGAACCCUCCCCUCUAUCCUCGAGAUAAUUGGCUUAAGUGACCGUAGUAACUUAAUUAUCUCCAGGUACAGAAAAUAUUUUUAAGUUGAAAUUGUAACAAAAACCACAUAAAAAUACAUAACUCAUAUUAUACAAUAUUCAACCCCUAUGUUCAACAUAUCCUUGGAUAGUUUGGAUCAGAACGCUCAAUAGGUCCGAAAAGUGCUCAGAUCUCACGAAUACAGUUGGUUAAAGUUUUUCUCAACGGCCUACCGGCAUAAUUCAGCCCCGGAUUAGUUCCACGAUUUUUAGUCAUAAGGUCGAUCUAGUUUCUGUAGUAUGAAAGGGCCGAACGGCGCUGCGUUUGUAUGUUUAGAAACGAACGGAUGAAAGUCUGGAGGUCCCAGCGGGGUUCGUGUAAAAUAGUGGCUGAAAACAGUAAAAUGCGGUUGACGGAAAAACCUCGCUGGGCUUUCGGCAGUUAAAGAUGACAGCCUCCACGUGUUUGUUCAUACGAACAAUGACCACCCAACCGUUCGUCAAUUAAGCUGCGGUUAACCGCAAACCACAGCUUCUGGGUGGCUAAUAAGUGGCACACUCCCCGUGCAGGGUGGUCGGUCGUUCUGCAUUUUGUUAGGUGGUUUGGAGGUGAAAAGGGUUAAAAAGGCAAACCGCAGCUACUGGGGUACUAAUAGGCGGCACAUUCCAUAUGCCGGGUGGUCGGUCAUUCAUUCAUACGAAAUAUGGUGAAUUUAUUUUGUGGUUUAUUUAGAGGAAAGGAACAUACACAUUGUAACAAGCGGCAGAUUUGUAACAUACACAAAUACGCAGCCAUACAUUUCAGACACACAUUACACAUACAUAUGCACACAAGCUGAGAGAUCAUCAUUCAUGAUUAUGUGAUUAUCUAUAAUUUAACCAGUGCUUCUCAGAAGCAUUAGGGACCUAUAGCACAUGGCUGGCAAAUGCCACUCUGAGCCACCCAGAUGCUUCAUGAAAAACAUUAAAUCAAAUGCUUCUCUAUAGAAAACAUUAAGUGUUCAGCCUCAACAUACUGGAUAUGAUGAAGCCAAAUGUGCACUCAUUUCUUGGAGAGUGUAAGGGCAUUCUUUGGUUGACAACCUUACAGCCACUAGAGGCAUGUACACUUACAAAAUCAAAUAUUUCUGUUUCUAAGAAAUGACAAUUGUUUACAUGUGUGCCAUCAUAGUUUUGGCCAUGUAAAAACCCUGGAGUCUUAUGUUUUAAAUUAAAUGUGGCAGUAUAAGUACUAUCACCACUAUAGAACACUGUCCUAGUGUUGGUGCUAGGUUAUCCCUGAAGAUGCAAGAACAAUUUAAUAUGGGCUUAUCUGCAUAUAUGUUACCAUGGGACAGAUUAGAGUUGAAGAUUGGAGUCAUAUUUGCAACAAAACAGAGCUUGCCAUUAAAGAUUAAUACACCAUAUUAUAAUACUCAGAUCAGUGGUUCAUUUUAUCCAAGCCUAACGAUUAUUGAGUCUCCCCCUCACACAUCAAGAAAAUAGUUAUGUGGAAAUACAUUUCUGCUUACUGACUGUCUUAAUAUUUGACUGUAGAAAUAUACUUAAUCUAAUUACCCUAUUCUGUUUGUAUGUAAUUGCCAAUUGACCUUUCUAUCUGGUAUCUAACUAUACUAAAUACCUAUAUAAUAUGUUCAUUUUUUUUAAUUCUUAUUAUUAACAAAGCAGUGCAUGAGGGGUGUGAUUACAGAAAUAAAUCAGAGUUUGGAAUGCUCGGCAAACUGGAACAUUGUCUUACAUCCAAAUUUAUUAAACAAAAUAAAAUAUUUGCUUACGGAUAGUAUUGUUUAAGACCAUUUUCAAUGUUACCCGAAAGUGAACUUUCAAGUUAUUUCAAGGAGAGCAUAUUGUACACAAGUGUUUUAAUGUGAGCUGUAACAUGUACAGAACGAGUAUGAGAUGAUGACGUGCCAUUAAUUGUUACUGUGAUAUGAGAAAGUUUUUUAAAACUGAAACAUCAAAAGGGAUCUGUCAUCGUGUCUUUUUAUAUACACAAGCUGACUUUGAAUAGAACCAUUGUCUGUUUAUCUAUGACUUGUUAGAAACAUUACGCAUCAAACUAGAUCUAGAAUGACUAUGCAUAUAUUGAUUUACGUGUGUGUAUUUAUUUUUAGUGUGGCUUACAAUGAAGAAUACUUUGCAAUGUUUUUGUUAGGGAGAACAUUUGUUUCACAUAAUUGAUUUUUUUUUUUUUUUUUAAAUUAAUGGAUACAUUUAAAAAAAAAAAAUGACAACCCAUUUGCAGUUUUUAUAUUGUUUGUUUGUUGGAUAUUCAAUGAAUUUUGUUUUUCAGGCCCAAAAAGAUGCUGAUGUUAGGAUAGAAACGUAUCUUUCAGAGCACACUUUGACCAUGAAGAGAGAACUGGAUGAGAAAUGUGCAGGUAAAUAAAGAAAUAUGCUAGUAGUAUUUUAAUAAAUCUUCUUGUUUACAUUAUGAUAGAAAAGUGAUUCUUAUUUGGGAAUAGGAUCUGUAUUAAUUUACCUGAUAUUCACAAAAUCUAAUUAUCGAAAUACCAAAUGGCUUCUUAGUUGUCUUGAGAAAUUUGAUCAACAGCUGCUGUGGUGAUGGCUAACCAUGAUUGGCUUAGAUAAAUCAUAUGAUACUAAUAACAUCUUGUCUAUAAGGAAGGUCAUGAGAGAAUGGCCAGAGCUUACGACAAAUACUUAAAUAACAAGUAUUUAAAAUAGAGGUGUGAAAAAGAGCAUCUCUCUUUAUAUGAAUGGCGUGCACACAACAUAAAGCUAAUGGAAAUCAUCAUCAAAACUGACAAAUUGCCAUUGAAACCACAAUCCUUUGAAAGGGCAUAGUUUGGAACAACAGUUGGACGCUAACAUGUAUAAGUUAGUUGACAUCAAUGUAAAAUAGCAUUUACUUGCAGGGGAUUCCUGACAAAUAAGCUUUCAACACCAUGGAUAUUUUACACAACUAAUUCCAUCUGCCCCAGACAUGUUAGUGAUAGACCAUAUUAAUAGUAAAAGCAAAGCAUCCAUCAGAUAUUUCUGCUGCAAGUUCAUUUUUACCAAGGAAGUAUAAGCUCAUGACAUCCAGAUGAAGGAGCUACCACCUGCUACUCUCACUUGCAGAUGUUCAGAUAUAUCCCCAGUGAUCAUGGGCCUUAGAUGCACAUUCGCUACCUUCACCUCAGCACAACAUGAAACUGCAUCUUCUUUACUGAUGCAUCCCAAGAGUCUAAUUGAGAUGAGCAUCAGCAUCACUACUGCCAUAAGCUGUAAGAAGGAAUUAAAACCCUAAACAUGUCAAUGUGCCCUUACAAGUACCUUACCUGGCUCUGAUCAAAUAAUUUACCUUUGUAACUUGAACUUUAAAGGUAGGAUAUGCUAUGUGUAUCCAGUUUUGUUUCAAGGAUACUAAUUGUCAACGUGGGCCCUUUACUCUGGCUAAUAUCUUCUAUAGCAGAUACCUGUUGGUCUGCUAUAUACACUAAUAUAUACAAAGCCAAAAAUAUUUAUCUAUUGUUUUGUUAUUGGUGUAAAUAGCCUAAUUUACAGGUAAUGCAUACUGCCAGAUAUGCCCUUACUGGUUGCAUUUUGUAUUUUAUUCUUCUACCCACUUCCCAAAAUAAAUACCCCAGAGUCUCUUGGUGUAUUUGUUUACUAUUGUGGGAGACCUCAGAAAAGUUACUUAUUUAGAUUUAGCUAUAAGAGGUAAACUUUUAAUGGGAGAACGGUUAUCCAGCUACCAUAGUUAACGUCAUAUCUUGUAAUAGAAUCCAUUUCUUAGUUUGCAAACACAUAUCUUUCAUUCUAAGGGCUAGAGUCUAUCAUAAGAGAUAAGCUUAUCUCUGGUAACUAAGUAGAUUCUUUCCCAUAGAUGUCAAUAGGUGAACUGAUAACUAGUUACCAGAGUUAAGUUUACCUCUUACAGUAUAAUCCAGCCCUGCAAAAAACCCUGAGGGCUCUGAUCUGAAUUUGCUCUUUGAUGUCUUCUAUAUAAUAGUUAAUGGCUAUUUCCCUAGUACAGAACACUGUAACAUUUUAGCCAAAACUUUCUUUCUAAGGUGGACACUAUGGACUCCACUUUAGAUACAACUACAUGGAAAACCAUGCAGAGCUAAGGAAACCACAAAACAUGGAUUUAACGUUGUAAUAACCUAUAUGAUGAUGGGUGAAGAUUAAAUUCCAUAGCAAGAGACUGCUACUUUUUAUAUCACCAUUUACAACAUGUACUUUACAACAGAUCUUUUUUUUUGGUCCCAGAGAAGGGCUAGAUCAGUGACAAGGCAGUGUAGGUAACUGUCCAGGACCAGCCUCGCUAAAAGGAGCCCUGCUGAAAAGUAAAGCUACGGUCUGAUUACGGGAAAUUGAUCAUUUUAACACCACAUAUGUUGUUCCUGCAGUGUGAGCAGUGAGAUCACUUCCCCUUUAUUUCUAUAUCAGUAAAUGGAACUUGGCUGUCUGGGGAAAGUUGGCAAAAAUCAUAAGCAUCUUUACAGUACUCCUACAAUAAGAGCCUUCUAGAUGGAUCCCACAGGUGGGAAGAGACAUGGGCACUGUUAAAAAAACAAAGCCAACCGCUAUGGGGUUCCUAUCUCGCCCUCUUUCAGCCUGGACUGCCACUUGCGAGUCUCUGAGUCAUGAGAAAAAUGAGAGAAGGAAGGGGUAGAAGAAAUAGGGUGUAUGUGCAUAUGUACCUGUAUCGUGUGUGUUUGCAAGUUUGCUCAUUCAUGGUUGUGUGUAUGUAUAAACCUUUCUCUGUAUGGUGAGUGUGUGUGUGUGUUUUAGCUCAUUUUGCUUGGAUACUGAUCACAGGUCCCAGGAGUGGCCAUAUUUGUUUACAGCAUUUUUAUUAGAGGUAAAGUGAAUGAAUUAUAUUUGAUAGGUCUUGGGUGGAUAUUCAUUCUGUUGAAUCCAUCCAUUCUGGCUGUUCUGGAGGCAGUGUGGGUUCAUCAAAGUUGUUUAUUGGUGAACCUGAUGAAGUGGUCACUCACAGGGUUAUUCACUAAACUGUGAAUUGUCAGGAAUGUGUUUGAAUAGAUAUAAAGUAUUAAUUUUCUAUUAAAAAAUGUUUUGGCACAAACAUUUAAUAAAUUCAAAAGUGAGAUGCCAACCUUAUGGGAUCUUCAUCUAAGCUAAAUGAAACCAUUCCAAGUGUUGCGAUAUAUAUCUUAUGUCUAUGUUUCACAUGUUGGUAACACUAUAGCUACAGCAGAAACACAAUACUAUAAAUGUCAAGUAGGAAACUGUAUAUCACAACUGAGUGUAUUUGUUUGUGUUUAAUUUUGUAUUGUUUCCAUCUUCUUAGAAUUGCAGAAAUCUCAUGACCAGGAGAAGUCUCUGCUGAAAGAAACAUAUGAAGAAAUAACCAGUGCUCUUCAGGUCUGUUCUUGUCUCAUGUUUCUGCUGAAGUAAACAAUUAUCUGUUUUCUGGCAUACUAAUUCCCAUAGAAGAAAUGGAAUUCUUUUUUAGUACAUUAUGUGUGUCUUGUGUAUGUGUUCAACCCACACGUUUUAUCUGAUAAAGUAGAAUUUUGCAUAAAUAUACAGAUGACAAGGAAAAAGAAGUCAGGAUCAGGGUGGAAGAGAACGUUAGCUUAAAGGAGUAGUUCUUGUGAAAAGAGCCUGUCCCUGCAGUCACAACAAUGCAAAUACUGUUUUUUCUGAGAAAAAAGUAGUGUUUACAUUAGUUCAUUGUAUGGAGGUAUGUAAGUAAUAGAGAAAAGUGAUGUUGGUUAGAAAGUAAUAGUAAAAUUCUAAGUGUCAAGGAGUGUUUCUUGAGUUGUGUCCAAGAGAGUUUGAGAGUUAGUCCCAGAGUGUCCUGAAUAUCUGUCCUGGAUCUCUCUGAAUGUCCAAAUCUGAAUGCCCACACUAACCUUCUCUCUUCCCUUUGUCCUAACUUUUAAAGGGCCAGACUCUCUCUACGUCAUUAGUUGAUAAGGCGAAUAGGAAACUGUAGGUGUGGUAAACCUGCAGAUCGCAAUUUAGAUAUUUGAUCCAUAGAGGGCAAUCUCGCCUCACUAAACCUUCCUAUCCAGGAAAGAGUUAACUUUUCCUGAUGAUUUUGACUACAUUUGGCUUAUCUAAAAUGACUACCAUAACUUACAUUUGCUGUCAGUUCAAAGCGUUUGCCUCAGUCUUUGUGGCAACGACUUUGAUCGCAAUUUCUAAAAUUGACAGUUCUAAACUCAAUUUCACCCCUUGCGUACAAUGGGACCUUGUAAGAUUUAGAAAGUAAAAUUAAUUACUUAGUCUUCUCUGUCACUAGUGUCUGUGUUUAAAAUUAUUUCUAUUCCAUUAACAUUUAAACAGAGCAUUCCAUCCCCCUGCUUCAUUGCUUAUAAUUUGGCUAGUUACAGAAAGGAAAGAAAUUUUGUGUCUGUCUUGCCUGAAAUCCAAAAUGGAGUCCGCUCUGUUCUGAGUGACUCUGGCAAUACACACUUUUAAUUUCUAUCUUAGCACAAACUGUCUGCCGAUAUAAAUAUCCUGACAGGACGUACCUACUAAGUCCGAGGUAUUCCUAAUUACUUACCCGAUCGGUGUUCCUCUCCGUCUGGUUAGACUGUUUGACAGCCCAGGCAAUCCCCCCUCAGCAAAUUGGGACCCCAUGGGCCAUGAGAUCACUCUGAAAGAGCGGUCACAUGGCUGCAAUAGGCAGUCUCCCUGCUGGUGAAAAAAGUUAAAAAUAAGUUUAAAAAAAAAUAAAGUGAAUAAAUAUAAAAAAAAUAUAUAUAUCUUAUAUACACCCUGUUCCAAAUUAUUAUGCAAAUUCUAUUUAAGUGUCACAGAGAUUAAAUAUUUACUUUUUCCAGUUUAACUCAUGGAUGGCAUUGUAUCUCAGGGCUCUUUUGAUCACUGAAAACAAUCUCGGACACCUGUGAUAAUUAGAUUGCCAGGUGAGUCCAAUUUAAGGAAAAACUACUAAAGGAGGGUGUUCCACAUUAUUCACCAUUAUGCACCAUUUUCAUGCAAUAUGGAGAAGAAAAAGGAUCUAUCUGCUGCCGAAAAGAGUGCAUUAGUUAAAUGCCUUGGACGAGGUAUGAAAACAUUAGCUAUUUCACAAAAACUUAAGCGUGAUCAUCUCACUAUUAAGAGAUUUGUGGCUUAUUCAGAGCACAGAUGGGUUCGUGCAGAUAAAGGCACAUUGAGGAAGAUUUCUGCCAGAUCCAUGCAUCGGAUCAAGAGAGCAGCUGCUAAAAUACCAUUACAUAGCAACAAACAGAUAUUUAAAGCUACUGGUGCCUCUGGAGUCCCACGGACAUCAAGGUGUAGAGUCCUCCAGAGUCUUGCAACUGUAAAUAAACCUUCUAUUCGGCCACCACUAACCAAUGCUGACAAGCAGAAACUGCUGCAUUGGGCAGAAAAAUACAUGAAGACUAAUUUUCAAACAGUCCUGUUCACUGAUGAGUGCCGUGCAACCCUGGAUGGUCCAGAUGGAUGGAGUAGUGGACGGCCACCCUGUUCCAACAAGGCUGCAACGUCAGAAAGGCGGUGGUGGAGUCUUAUUUUGGGCCAGAAUCAUGGGAAGAGAGCUGGUCGGCCACUUUAGGUUCCCUGAAGGUGUAAAGAUGACUUCUGCAAAGCAUGUGGAGUUUCUGACUGACAACUUUCUUCCCUGGUACAGAAGGAAGAACUAUGCUUUCCGUAAUAAAAUAAUCUUCAUGCAUGACACAUUCUACAUGCAUAUUUAUGUAAUAUUAUUACAUAAUUGAGUAAUUUUAUUGAUUGCAAUUUGAGGGUCCUGCCUGACAAUCCAGGCAAAAAGUCCAGAGAAUUUAAUUUGCUAGCACUAUAUUUAACGCUGUAACUUUCCAAGACACCAUACAACCUGUACAUGGGGGUGCUGUUUUACUUGGUAGACUUUGCUGGACACAACUGUUAGUGUUUCGAAACAGUUAACCAUAUCACAGUGAUGAUAUUGUCAGUGAAAGUGACAUUUUUUGACUCUUUCACUGAUGAUAUUGUUGUGAUACGUUUUACUAUUUUGAACACUAAUAUUUGUGUUCAGCAAAGUCCCUAGAAUAUAACAGUACCCCCCCCCGCCAUGUACAUGUUUUAUAGAGUUUUUGAAAGUUACAGGGUUAAAUAUAAGUCUUGAUUUUCCAUUUUUUCACAUUGAAAUUUGCCAGAUUGGUUAUGUUGCCUUUGAGAGCUUAUGGUAGCCUAGGAAUGAGCAUUACCCCCAUGAUGGCAUACCACUUACAAAAAAAAAACAACCAAAGGUAUUGCAAAUGGGGUAUGUUAAGUCUUUUUUAGUAGCCACUUAGUCACAUACUCUGGCCAAAGAUAGCGUUCAUAAUUAUAAUAUAUAUUUAUAAUAAAAUAUAAUUGCUAACUUUGGCCAGUGUUUGUGACUAAGUGGCUACUAAAACAGACUGGACAUACCCCAUAUUGAAUACCCUGGGUUGCCUACUCUAAAAAAAAAAAAAAUGUACAUGUGAGGUGUGAUUCAGAGAUUUAUGACAGAUAAGUGUUACAAUGUCACUAUUGAUACAUUUUAAAAAUAUAUAUUUUGAAACAGUAAUUUCCUACUAGUACUUAUAGCCCUACAACUUGCAAAAAAAUUGUUUUUUUUUUCUUCAUAUUUUAUAAAAAAAAAAGUAUAGUAAAUGAUUUGAUAUGAUGAAAAUAAUGGUAUCUUUAGAAAGACCAUUUAAUGGCGAGAAAAACUGUAUAUAAUAUGUGUGGGUACAGUAAAUGAGUAAGAGGAAAAUAACCGCUAAACACAAACACCGCAGAAAUGUAAAAACAGCCCUGGUCUUUAACGGUAAGAAAAUUGAAAAACGGUCUGGUCACUAAGGGAUGAAAGCAAUGAAUGAAGACACACAAAUGGGGGAUUUUAUGGAGGCACAACUCAAGAUAAGUGUAGUAGGAAUGGGGGAAGGUGAGAAGAGAAAUGAAUGGGGGAGACAUACAGGAUUGCAGCGGUGGGAGAUGGAUGCAGGAGGUUGGAGAAUAAGGAGACCAGGGGGUUAAAAGAUAAAGCACUUAGAGACUAACAAACCUGUAACACACAAAUGCACACCUACACAUAUACUAUUGCAUCCACACACACAGAUUAUCCAUACAGAUAUACUCUUGUAUCCGCCACACGGCACAUUAAUAUAUCUCUACAUCCAAACUCUCACAGAUGGGCCUUUCAAAAUAUAAGACAUUGGACUUAAUUUGGAACAUCACAGCACCGAUCAUGGGAUGGAUUACACAAUGACUGAAAUAUGCUAGCAUUGGAUACCAUAUAAUAAAUUUGGUGCGUUAUAAUUUAGGAUGAGAAAUAAAACGGAGGUUACAAGACAGAGAGAUUUUGUCUGACAUUUAACAUGUCAAACUGGGAAGAGCAAACUUGUUAGGCUGAAGAGGGUGCCUAAGAUAAUAGGAGAGAGAAUUUAUAGGAGAGAUAAUUUAUCAACUGUUUUAAAAAGUGUAUUUGUGUUUUGAACUCUGAUCUGUUUAUAUUUAUUGACUUUAUUAAAAACUGUCUAAAAUGUGUUGGAUAGAAGGAUUAAUAAAUCCAUUGUGUUUAUGAAAAAAUGCCAUACAUUUGAAAAUGACUGCAAGGGUUCAAAAAAGGCUACAGUUGGGCGUGGACUGCAGCGGAGCUUAAUGGAUUCACAUUGACAUUGCUCCCAGUGAUCCUCUUUCUAAAUUACCGCACCAUGGGCAACCCUAAGAAACACCAGGGGUCUCAAGGACAAGGAGGGAAAACUCCUAUGACCAAAACAGGCUCCCUAAACAAAUACUUUAGGGAAAAUCCAGACCGAGAAACGGAGUCUGAACCCGUGGCCUACAAAAUGGCCGACACUGAGGUGACUCACACCUUGCGGCCUGACAGCCCAGCUACAUUGGACUGCUCACAUAAUGCCUUAGACACCAAUAUGGACCCAGACAUCAAAGCAAUCCUGAAGAACUUACCUUCGAAACAUCAUCUCCAGACGAUGAUGAGUAAACUGGAGGCUACAUUCCUUUCCAAGAUGGAAGCGAUGGGCUCCAACGUCCAACAGCUCAACCUCCGAAUGACGGACCUGGAGGAAGAGAGAGAAGUCAUGCAGGCACAACUCACCAACCUAACCUCAGUGUUGGACUCCCAUCUACUUCAAUAUGCGGCUACACAACGACAUAUCGAUGACCUGGACAACCGCAGCCUUGGAAUUAAUCUACGAAUAAGAGGUAUGCCAGAAUCCCAGGGAGAAAACCUCUCAUUACUCGCGGAGCUAUUUAACUUAAUCCUGGGUACCCCUAAUGACAUACAAAUCAGGUUUGAUCGAGCACACCGCUCCUUAAGACCCAGAAACCCGACCCUGGAGGCCCCGAGGGAUGUCCACCACUUCCCCAUUAAAGAAAGCAUACUCAAAGCGCUCAGAGAUACUACCCAAGCCCUCCUGUUUCACAACAAUCCUAUCUAAAUCUAUCCAGACCUGUCCUGGUACACUCUCCAGGCACGCAGAGCCCUCAAGCCGAUUACCGACCUCCUGAGACAGAGGAACAUCAGAUACCGGUGGGGCUACCCAUUCAUCCUAAUUGAAUCUAACAAAGGCAACAAUCUAAUAAUCUCCACUCCACUAGAUAUCCCGCCUUUCCUACAGGCCCUAGACCUCCCAGACACGCAAGUUAUGGAUUAGAACAUACCUCCUUCAAACCACGAAACAAAGUUGGAAGGCUAAAAAAUGGAGAUAAGCAUCGAUCUGAAGGUCUCAUAGUACAGGUCGUAUAACAAAUAAUGACAUAUCACCUUGUAUUAACUCCGAUCGAACUAUGAUGUAUCAGUUUCAAUUAGCACUGCAUGAAUGAGAAUAAACCGAUUUCAAUUGGCACUGUGAAAACGAUGAUAUGCCUUUCUAGUUGGCGAAGCAUGAAUGUUGUUAUGCCACUCUCAGGUAGCAAUGCAUGAACAAUGAUAUGCCACUUCAGCUACCACUGCAUGUAAAACGAUAUGCCUUUUUCCAGUUGGCACUGUAGGAAUAAUGCAUGACUACUUUCAAUCAGCACCGCACAAUUAAUAAUAUGCCACUUUCACUUAGCGCUGCAUGCAUGAGGUUAUACCACUCUCAAAUAUCACCACAUAAAUAAUGACAUGCCUUCUUUAGAGGACACUCCAUAAAUAGUGGCAAACCAAUCUCUGUUAUCACUGCUUAAGCACUGACACACCAACUUAAAUUCGCAACCCAUAACUGACUGCUAUGUGAGGAUAAUUCACUGGGACCAGAAAAUUACACGGCGACUCUCCAUGCCCAAUGCAUUUGCCCAUAGCCAGACAUCUUGAUAAAUCAACUAAUACUGCCUAACUUAAGGAUAUACCGCCCACAACAGAACCGUCCGCCCCCCAAUUUGUCCAAGACCCCUCACUUUCCCACACUACCCCACACUACCUGAUAAAUGGACAGAUCACCCAUGGCAGAAGCACUGAACCCAUACCCUUCAUCAUUACCAGUCCACGAACUGCACAGUAGCCAACGGUGGAAACCAUACUCAAAAGAUGUCACUUUGCAAUCUGGCUACACCACAUAAUUACCCUUCACAACUACCUUAGUCCUCCUAGUGAAUAUCCCCAUACGUCCCGGAGCGUUGAACAUCCCCUCUCACCACUCUCUCUCCCUUCACGUCUCUUUUCUCUCCCACCCCUCACCUAAAAUCUCCUAACUUCAAAAAGAGAUUGACCUUACCACAUCGGAGGAGUAGAACCGUACGUAUAUAAAAGAACAAACAAAAAAAAACUGAACCUGGUAUCUGAGCGACAACUCCUUUUAUUACUGUACACAUUACAACUAUUCUUCUAUUGUUAGGUUCGAUAUUGUACUGUAACCCCUACGUUUCCACUGGUUGACUACGAGUACACAAACUACCGUUUAGGUAUCAAGAAAACCACUCGCGAUAAGCGAGCCCUAAACCUCAUAGCCAAAUAGAGACAGCGCUAGAAAAUAGACAACUGAAACCAGCUCGAAGCUUAAAAACAGUCACUAAAAUCACUACUUAAUUCAUACCGAAAGACACAAUCCCUUAGUGGAGCAUAAGGUCACUACCCCUUAGCUAUACCUCUAUAAUUAACCCAACCAAGUCACACACACACCCUAGAUACACAUCCCAAGCCUAACUGUCAGAGAGCCUCCAGGAAAUCCAACCCUCCUACCAUAACCCAAAAAAAAAAAAUAUGACUUCAAUAACCAUACUCACCCAAAAUGCCAGAGGCUUAAAUACACCAGAAAAAUGCUUGAUAGCUUUAACAGAUUUCCAUAGAAACAGGGCAGAUAUAGUAUUUAUCCAAGGAACCCAUUUUCGUAAUGAUGUAGCGCCCAGAUUACAAAACAAGAAUUACCCUAAAAGCUACUUCGGAAACUACUCCAACUCUAAAUCAAGAGGAGUGGCGAUACUAAUUGGCAAUAAAAACGACUUUACAUACCAAGACCAACACACGGCAGAUUUAUCUUUGUAAAGGGUAAAUUGGGAAACACCCAAGUCACACUGGCCAAUAUAUACCUCCCCAACAAAAAGCAGAAUGCAGCACUACAGCAAAUAUUGUCUAAUCUCUCCAACUUCCACAAGGGUAUGCUGGUGCUCGGAGGAGACAUCAGUGUAUCUCUAGACGGAAAACUAGACUCAACCUCCAAGCCACAUCCAAACUCAGAAUUAAUUAGAAAACAGAUGAACAACACCCUGCAUAAAGCUCAAUUAUAUGACUGCUGGAGGGCCAUACACCCAACCCGAAAAGACUAUUCAUUCUUCUCAUCCAAUGCGGGAACUUACUUCCGAAUCUCCACCAUCUUUCUGCAACACAGACAUCUGCCUAUGGCCACAUCAGCGUCAUAUGGCCCAAUAUCAUGGUCAGACCACGCACCCAUGUCCUUACAAAUCACAAUCCCCACCAUACCAAAUCCAUCCUCACAAUGGCGACUUAACGACCUACUCCUCAAUAAUACAGAAACCAUAGAUAAACUCAGAGACUCAGCCAACACCUAUUUCACCCUAAACGCACAACCAGAUACCCCACCAGCUCUGGUAUGGGAAGCAGAUAGCAGUCCUGAGAGGGGAGCUUCUCCACAUCGCUUCUUCACAAAAACGCAAAAGAGAACAACAAAUCAAACAACUAACUCAAGAACUAAAAACCCUGGAAUGCAAACAACACCUAAAUAAAGAAUCAAUGGACACAUAUAGAUCGAUACUAACUAAAAGAACAGAAUUAACAACGAUACUCCAACUCCAAGCAAGAUGUCAAUUGACACUUACAAAACAUUACUACUUUACAAAAGGGGGAAAAGCAGGAAAACUUCUCGCUCAAUCCCUCCAACAAAACAAAUAAUCCACAUUUAUAGCCGAAAUUAAACGAGAAGACAGGACUGUCACGAACCGAAUGCCAGAUAUUAUAAAGCGUUCCACGAAUUCUAUACAGACCUAUAUAACCUCACACAAAUCCAACCAUCCGUGGAAGAUAUCCUGAACUUUCUCAGACCAAGGAUUAAAAACACACUCCCGCCCAACGAAUCACGAUUCCUAGAUGAACCAAUCACACCCGAAGAAUUUGAAAAAACAGUGAAAUCUCUCCCCAAUGGCAAAAGCCCAGGCCCUGAUGGCUUCACGGGCAAAUACUACAAAACUCUCUCACGAACACUAGCACGACCAUUCACCGAAGCAUUCAAUGCACAAAAACUCACCUCCUCACUACCCCAAUCUGCACUAGAAGCAACUAUUGCCCUCAUACCUAAGCCUGGCAAGGACCCCUCAACGUGUGUCAGCUAUAGGCCAAUCUCACUUAUCAAUAUUGACCUAAAGAUCUUAACCAAAAUCAUGGCAAACAGACUAAAACCAUUCCUCCCGAAUUUAAUCCACCAAGACCAAGCAGGCUUUGUGCCUGGACGGGAAGCUAAACUCGACACAACAAAAAUAAUAAAUGCGGUUCACUGGGCUCAGACACAUAAAACACACAGCGCCCUACUCGCGAUUGAUGCCGAAAAAGCAUUUGACAUUGUGAGCUGGGCCCUUCUCACCAACAUGAUUAGUUUUCUGGGAUUUGGGUCGAGAUGGCAGGAAUGGUUGGCGGCUAUCUACUCACAACCCGCAGCCAGACUUCGCAUUUCCCAGCCAGUCGUCAUAACCAAUGGCACUAGACAGGGCUGUCCCCUCUCACCCCUCCAGUUUAUCCUAAUCCUGGAGCCCUUCCUACAAGGGAUCAGAGAUAACACGCAUAUUCACGGCCUAUCAAUCGUAGGAGAACAAUAUAAGGUCUACGCCAUUGCAGAUGACCUUCUCUUUACCAUCUCCAACCCCCUCUCCAGCUUACCCAACAUUCUCAAAGAAAUGGAAAUCUACUGCAAGGUAUCCAAUUUCCGAGCAAACCUCACCGAACUACUGCCUAUGCACACUACAAAAUUCCUAGAUACAAAAAUGCGUGAGAAUUUUCAUUCCUCUUGGGAACCUAAAUCAAUAAAAUACCUAGGUGUCCAAAUUCCGAAUAAACUAUGCCACCUAUACGAACAAAACUUCCCUCCACUCCUAACGAAAAUAACCAAAGAUCUUCAAUCUUGGCAUAAACCCUGCUUCGGGUAGCUCUGCAGAUCCAACAUCAUCAAGAUGAACAUUCUCCCACGACUACUAUACCUCCUACAAACGCUCCCGAUAAUAAUCCCUAACAAAUUUUUCAAUGCUGUCAAAUCCAUUAUCACGAAAUUCGUCUGGUCUCACAAACAACCCAGGAUGGCCUAUAAAACCUUAAUAAAGAACAGAGAAACAGGUGGAAUAAACCUACCGGACAUUGUCACAUAUUACCAAGCAGUCCACCUUACCAGAAUACAUGACUGGUCAUACUCAGUGAACACUCCUCAUUGGGUGAAAAUGGAAAACGCAAACUCCAGGGUCCCUAUUGGGAUGUGCCCAUGGCUGGGUACAGACCAAAACCAACACCCACAGCACUACAGCAAUCACCCAACAAUUACAGCCACCUUACAAGUCUGGUAUAAACUACUACGAACAACAGAGAUAUCCCCUACUCAGGGACCUACAAGACCCAAAACUUACCACACAGUGGGAAGAUGAAUUUAACCUGAAUCUCUCACCACAAGAAUGGAAAACCAUAUUCAAACUCGCCCACAAAUCCUCAUCCUCCAAUCAAGCCCAAGAAAGCAACUACAAACAAAUCACCAGAUGACACUACACUCCAGCGACAAUCCAAAAACUAUACCAUACACCUUCAGACACAUGCUGGAGGUGUCAGGAAAUUAAUGCCCAUCACUCUCACAUUUGGUGGCAGUGCCCACUAAUAUCAAGGUAUUGGACCAGGAUACACAAACUUAACCAAAUAAUCUUUAAGAGCGGAUUCACCAUGGACCCUAAACAAUACAUAUUCCUACUUCCCUUGAAACACCACCGAAGGGAACAAUCCACCCUUCUCAACUUUCUAGUUAUGGCUGCUGCACAACUUAUCCCCAAAUACUGGAAACAAACCCCCACCCCAACUUUUAAGGAAUGGUUUGCGAGAGUCGAAGAAAUUAAACAUAUGGAGGAACUAACACACGCUAAAACAAAAAACUACCAAACAUUCUCCAAAAUAUGGUCUCCUUGGACUGAAUUCCUGACAAAGGAAAGAGAAAAUGCACUCCUGACUGGCGAAACCAACCUCGCAACGAAGCAUUGGGGAAGCCUGGUUGCUCGCAUGUUGCCCUUGGACUAUGGCCCCAUGUUAAAAAGCCUUCUUUUCCCCUGCAGAAAAGGCUUGUUCGUGCCUUUCUGCCCAGCGUUCGGUAGGUUCAAUCUACCGAACAAACAACUGAAUGACUGGACCACCUGUAUUGGGAGUGUGUCGGCAAUUUAAGUGUGUCGGCAGCUUAAUUGACGAAUGCUGGGUGGCCUUUGUUCGGUUGCUGAACACGUGGCGGUGGCCAUUUUAAAGUCAGUGGUGUUCAGCGCCCAAACUAUGGAACUGGAAACGGACACUUAUUUGUGCGAACACAGCUGAGCCGUCAGCCUCCUUGCUUCUGCAUUCGGUCAUUUAACCGGAUUCCUGUUCAUUUGGUAGUUUAACCGUAUGAACAGCAUUACCCCAGAUAGCCAUGCCAUGGAGCCUAUUCGUGUAACGAAAGACUAUGUGAAAGACUUUGGCUCCAUGGUGAUUGAACUGUAUGUAUGUGAUCUGAGCGCCAUCCGGUAAUAAUGUGCGUUUAGAUCUAAGCUAUCUGGGGAUAGGUAGAAUGUAUAUGUUUUGUGCAACAGUUGUAACUUUAUACAUUUUUAUGUCUUUUACUGUCUUUUUACUGCCAUGUGGUUAAUGGAGUUUUGCCUCUGUCCUGGGAGAUAAUUGGAUUACUUCCCAAUUAUCUCCAGGACAGAGGGAGGGGAAUUAGGAUGCAUUGUGGGGAUGUUUUACCUCUGUGUGUCUGUCAUUGGUUCAUGUCUGUCCUUUGUCACAGUCUCUCAUUUGGUCCCCUAGGGGAGUGUCCACCAGCUGGGAGAUCUGCAUAAAUACUGGGCAGGUAGCCCUCAAUAAACCAGACCACUGCUUGACCCACAACACAGAGCUCUGUCUCGUUUUAAUGGUGGGGGAUUUACUGUAUGCGGAUAGACUGAUUGCCAGGAGUGUAAGCUGCAUGGGUGCUUUUCCUGUUCGUCUUCUAGCAGCUAUUUGUGAGGUUCCAGUUCGGGAGUUUGGAGUGCUACUGUAUGCAGUUCGGGAAUUUGGAGAAUUCCCUUGUAUGCAGUUCGGGAGUUUGGUGUUCUGCAGUAGCUGUGCCUGUGUCUCUGGAAGGGAAGAUCUACUAAACGGCAGUUUAACCCUUUUAUGCCUGGGGGUGCCGUUACACUGACCAUCCCUCAAAACCUAAAUAUCCUACAUAAUCGAGAGCCCACCCACACACACCUGAACAAAGCAACUACAAAUAUGACCCCAUCCCCCACACCGAUUCACCCAAACUAGGGUUCAAACAUACCCACUUGGCUAAAGAGGUAACUAUCUAAAUACUGCUCACGCACACCUAGAUUCCUUUAAUGCUUCCUUUAUCUAGUCUUAACGAACGGUUUACAAUACGCUGUAACAAUCUCUUGUGUCAACGACAAGGCUCAGGGUAGAGACGUGACCCAACUAUCCAAUACUCCAGUACCACCGCCUAACCGAAUCAAUGUUAAGUACCAAUACAGAUAACAUGUACUUUACUUUAUUUCUAUGCAUUAUUAUUUUAAUCCCAAACUUGUCACUUUUGUCAACAAAUGUAACAAUUGUUUAUUGUUGAUUUAUGUAUCAAAAAAUAAAAAACUUUGAAAUAAAAAUAAAAAAAGGCUACAGUUGAGGAAAACUCUACUGAAUUAAUAAAUUGUGCCAAAAAAGGUGCAAAACUGUCUGUAACACAUUUUCAUACAUCUCCCCCAUAUAGUAUGUUUUAAGUAUGUAUGUAUGUGACCAAUUCAGUGUGUUAUCAGUCUUUACUACCCCUCAAAGAAUUAGGGGCUUAUUUACUAGACUAGAGAGUGAAUGUGAAUUUAUGGUAAAUUGAAAUUAAAAAAAAAUAUUUUAGUUUAGACUAGUGCCAUUGAAGGGUUUUUGCAAUGUGUUUGUGCCAAUUUGCCAUAAACCUCUAUUUAACACUUCUGAUUUAUUUUUAUAAAGAUUAGUAUAUGAAAACAGUCAGUGCCUUUUAAAAAAAAAAAAUGUAUUAUAUGUAUUCUAUAGGUGCAAUCCUGGACGAUACAUAUGAAGAUAUUACCUCUUCUCUGAACUGUUGUUAAUAUUGUGUAUUUUCUCUCCUUUCCAGUGUAGGUGGGAGGUGGGGGUUGGUUAGGGGGCCUAAGGAAGAAUUCACCACUAGUGCCAAAUACUCUAGGUACGCUUUGCAAUCAACCAAGCUAUGUCUCUUUCUAUAAAUAUAUAUAGGUGGGGGUUGGUUAGGGGGCCUAAGGAAGAAUUCACCACUAGUGCCAAAUACUCUAGGUACGCUUUGCAAUCAACCAAGCUAUGAAAUAGACCAUAAGAAAUAGACCAUAAAUAAAGCAGCUGAACUAACUGUAAACCUUCUCGGAUUCAUCCUGUAGGAAACAGUGGAGGGGUUAAAUUCUCAGCUGGCCUCCUUCCAAGAAAAAAUGAAACAAGUGGAGGAAUUGGUCUUCAAUCAAGGUUACAAGAAACACAUUGAGGUACAGACUCACUCAUCCUCCUAUCUUUUCCGCACUCCAUAGUCUAUGUUUAAAUUCCAGUCAAAGAAGACAGACCAUUCGUAUUUAUUUAUUUUUCCAUUUUUAUAAAUGUCAUAUACUCCUUUAACUAUAUGUGAUAAAUACACAAAAAACACCUUGGCUGGUGUAUUUGUCUUGUGCCUUUUAGACACAUAUUUCUAAUGUGCACCCUGCUGACAAGUGAGUUUAAUGAAUUUAUUAGCACAAUGUUUCUGGCAUUCAAAAAUAAAAUUCUUAGAUAUGUAUAUUCAAAUUUGUCGAUUGCAUUUGUAUAUAUGUACAUGCUUGCGUAUUUCUGCUUGUAAUGUAUUAUUUGGAUCUGUGAAUUUAUGUAGCUGUGUAAAUGCAUGCAGGGUUAAGGAUAAUAACCUCAUUGUAAUAUUUUUGUAAAAUCUGUUCAAAUGAUUUUAAUAUGAUUUUAAAUAUUAAAAUGAUUUAUUUUAUUUAUUUAUAUAUAUAUAUAUAUAUAUAUAUAUAUAUAUAAUUUAUAUUAUAUUCAUAAUAAAUAAUUAAAAAAAAAAAAACUUAUCCAAAAACAUUUAAAUUGAGACCGAUGUUAGAAGUGGUUAUGGCAAAGGGUUUAAAGUGAGUCUGUAGCCACUUACCUUGGCCUCUGCUCCCCUGCCAUGAUGACAUUAGUGAGGUCCAACACCCAAUACAAGAAUCUCCACUUAAAGGGACACUGUAGGCACCCAGACCGCUUCAGCUCAUUGAAGUGGUCUGGGUGCAGUAUCCCUUUUGCACCUACAUGAUCAUUGUUCAUAACAAAAGUUGUAAGACUGUACAAUAUGCAUUAAGAAAAUAGGUACUGCUGUCUACAAAACAGCCACUACAGGGCUUCCUGGAUCGAAACGGACCUUUGGUCCGGUAUCUGAGGCUGGACGUCUUUAUGCUCUGCAUUUUUUCCCCAUAUGAAAGCAUUGGUUCAGUGGUUUCCUAUGAGGAGGUCUAACGCGCGCAGGAAAUUUGCGGGACGAAGGAGAGGGCAGAGCGGCGACUCAGCGCUGGGGGACAUCUGUAACCUUUUAUUCAUCUGGGUGGGGGACGCGAGGGAGGGGGCUGUCAAGGGGCGCGUUGGUGCAAGGAAUACAGUUUUGUAUUCCUGGCACUAUAGUACCCCUUUAAAGAGCAUUAAUAGGGACCCCUAAUACCAAUAUAGACUUUAUUGAAACAUCAAAGUAAAAUAGUGUAAAGUGCAACAUUGUGUAUACUUUUCAAUAGGCAGGUCAACAUACCAUAAAUGCCUAGUAUAAAUUUAACUAUUGCUAGUCACAGUCCCUACAUCCCAAAGUUAUUCUCAGCACAAAAAAUUUAUUGAUUAUUUCCGAUUAGAAAUAUGUGAAAAUCGCUGGUGGAAACUGAAUAGGUGAGGCUAAUACUAUUGUUUUCAGGGUAUCCUCUGCCUUGAUUAAGUGAACUUGAAAUUAGAUUUCUAAAGGCAUUUUAAAUGUAUGAAUAUACAUUAGUAUCAGCCUUAACUAUAAGGUUAUUAUGGUGAUUUCUAGUUGGAAGUAAUCAAUAUGAUCAUUGGGCAAUAUAAUACUUCUUACACCAAAACAUCAGAUGUUGCCCAAAUAUGCACACACUGAUUUAUAUCCAAAAUCAACCUUUUUUUUUUUUUCUUCAGUAAAUCAGAUAUUCUCAGGUAUAGAAAUGUUCAAAUAUGGUGACACCUGAAGUGGAUAGAAUACAAUUAAUGGGAAAACCAAGACAGCAACCGAAUAUUAUUAUUAUUAUUAUUGGUAUUUAUGUAGCGCCAACUAAUUCCGCAGCACUUUACAAUAUUAUGAAAGGGGUGGUGAUUUACAAUAAAUGAGACAAUUACACAUGAACAACAGGUAGAUAAGGGCCCUGCUCAAACCAGUUUACAGUCUAGAGGAGGUGGGGUACAAAUAAACAACAGGGCAGCAAGGGUGACAGCCACCAAACAAGGUGGAAAAGUAGCAGAGCUGGAGGUAAGAGUGGAGUAUGGCUCUUUAGGAGAGCAGGAGACAGAUUUGGAUAGGUAAAGAUAAGUUACUCUGGGUGUCCAUAAGCAUUUCUGAACAGAUGUGUUUUGAGGGACUUCUUAAAUAAUUGAAGACUAGGGGAAAGUCUGGUGGGGGUAGGCAGGCUCUUCCAAAAGAAGGGUGCCGCCUGUGCUAUGUCGCGCAAGUUAGCAGGAAAGGUGCGAGCAGAGGACAGGAGAAGGUCACCAGCAGAGCGGAGAGACCGAGAAGGGGCAAGUCUAUGAAUUAGGGAAGAAAUGUAAGAGAGGCUAGGAGCAGUGUAAGGAUCGACAAAGGGGCAAGAUAUGGGAGGAGCGACUGGUGAGAAAGAUCAGCCUGGUGGCAGCAUUCAUUACCAAUUGUCAGUUCGGCUUUUGGGGAGACCAACUAGGAGAGCGUUACAGUAGUCCAUGCUAGAGAUUACCAGAGCAUGAACAAGCUCUUUGGCAGCAUCUUGCAUGAGAAAGGGGCGGAUGCGGGCAAUAUUUUUAAGGUGGAAUAAACCGGUUUUAGCAACAUACUGGAUAUGUGGCGCAAAGGCCAGGAUCAAAGAUAACACCAAGACAAUAAGCUUGCAAGGACGGACUGAUGGAAGUACCAUCGAUUUGCAGGGAGAGCAAAGGAGGAGGAUGAGCAUUAUGAGGGGAAAAAAUAAGAAGCUCGGUUUUAGAGAGAUUGAGUUUCAGAAAGGGGGAGGACAUCCGAUCAGAGAUUGAAGAAAGGCAAGCAAUGACAUAUUGCAGGAGCGUGGGGAAAAGAUCGGGGGAGGAGAUAUAUAUGUAUGUGUCGUCGGCAUACAGAUGGUAGCGGAAUCCAAAGGAGUUAAUGAGUUUACCAAGAGAGACAGUAUAAAAAAAGAACAGAAGGGGACAAGAACAGAUCUUUGGGGGGACUCCAACUGAGACGGGGUGAGAGGAAGAAGUGUCUUUGCAAAAAGAGACACUGAAUUAACGUUGGCAGACAUAGGAGGAGAACCACGAGAUGACAGUGACACAGAGACCGAGGGAUUGAAGAGUUUGGAGAAGGACAUGAUCAACAGUGUCAAAGGCAGCAGAGAGGUCAAGAAGAAUUAGUAUGGAGUAUUGGCCUUUGGAUUUAGCUGUGAUUAGGUCAUUUGUAACUUUAAUAAGAGCAGUCUCAGUAGAGUGGAGGGGGCGAAAGCCAGAUUGAAGAGUAUCGAGGAGGAAGUUGGAAUUUAGGAAGUAAGUCAUACGAGUAAAGACAAGUCUUUCUAAAAGUUUUGAAGAAAAAGGAAGCAGGGAUAUGGGAUGAUAGUUGGAAGGGGAAGACGGGUCUGUGGAUGGCUUUUUUAGGAUGGGCACAACAGUAGCAUUCUUAAGGGGAGCAGGGACAACACCAGAUGAAAGAGAGCAGUUUAGGAUGUGUGUUAAGGACGGUACAAGACAAGGGGGGAAUACAGCCGAAAGAAAAGCCAUUAAAGAACUAAUUGAUAACAAAGAGACAAAGGGAACAUUGGCAUUAUGUCCUCACUACACUAGGAAGAAUCGGCUUCUAGGGGAUAAAACUACUUAUGAAAUCCUAAACUAAGAUCCACUUGGAAUUAUGCAAACCUCCUUAACAUCUCUCAUCACCACAGCCAAAGAAGAGGAAAUUAUCACAGAAUUAAAAUUCUUGUACAUCACACAUCCCACAACACCAGUGUUUGAUUUUUUUUUUUUUGCAGUAUUUUGAUUUCUUCCUCCAGCCUUAUGUCUCCCAGGUAGAAUCACAUCUGAAGGAUACCAAGAGUACUAUUAAGAAUUUAUUGGACAUUACGUGGCAGAAAUAUAACCUUUUGGUGAUGGACAUCGCAUCACUAUACAUGAUCAUUGACCAUAAUUAAGGGUGUAAGGCUGUACAAUAUGCAUUAAGGAAUGAGCACUGCUGGAAAAAGAGCAAAUCUGUUUUAUUAUUAAAACUAUAAUAUUCAUUCUUACCCACAAUUACUUCUGGCACAGUGGCUCUUUUUACCUUCGGAAGAGAGGCUUAAUUUGUCCUGAGUUUUUUUUAAUUUGUUCAUGGGUAGUGAUGUCCCGAACGGUUCGCCGCGAACGGUUCGCCGUGGACUCAUCAUUGAGUAAACUUCGACCCUGUACCUCACAGUCAGCAGACACAUUCCAGCCAAUCAGCAGCAGACCCUCCCUCCCAGAUCCUCCCACCUCCUGGACAGCUCACUAAGAAUGCAGCUUCACAAUGAAUGUAAAAUGGAUGCUGUCCAGGAGGAGGGAGGGUCUGCUGCUGAUUGGCUGGAAUGUGUCUGCUGACUGUGAGGUACAGGGUCAAAAUUUACUCAAUGAUGAGUCUGUGGCGAACCGUUCGCGAACCGUUCGAGACAGUAUUGGGAAGACCUGUUUGUAUGGAAUGACCGCAGAUGGACCAGGAAUAUCAUUAUGUAUAAAAAAUACAUAGAUUAUAUAUUGUUGACUUGGCAAGGAGGAGAAUCAUUCCUUGAGGAGUUCUAGGACAUCUGAAUUCAAAUAACUAGGGAAAACACCUGAACACCACCUAUAACAAUGCAGCAUUUAAUUUCUUUGGUCUUGAAAUAUACCUGGAAGAUGGAACGAUCAAAACGAAAACCAAUUUUAAAAAGUAAAUGUUAAAAUAAUUUUAUUUUAAAAGGGAACCACCACUACUUAACUUAACUGAGAAAAAUGCCUUAUAAUGAAUUAAGGAGCCUAAGGAAAAAUUGCACAGAAGUGGAACAAUACAGAAUACAGAUAGACACCAUCAAACAAAGAUUCAUAGAAAAGGGCUAAGAUGAAAAAGAACUGGACAAACAGAUUGCACGGAUAGAGGCAAUUGAUAAAUCCACUUUACUGGAGAAUAAAAUUAAAUAAAGGUCUGAGUUGUAACACACAAGAUUAAAAUAUCUAUCAUAUUGGAUUUCAACUGUGAGAAUGUAAAAUUGAAGAUCAUAAAGCAUGGGAACCUGUGGAAUAAAGACUAACUCUAAUAGGAUAUUCUACUGGAAAAGCCAAGCAUUGUGUUAGGGGAACAUGGAGCAUCAAGAGCCACAUUACAAAAAAAAAAACACGGGUCCAACCAAUACUAAAAUAUGGAUGGCUUCUAUAAAUGCAAAGAAUGUGCAGCUUGUUGAGAAAGUAUUAAAACUGAAAGGAAAAUCAAGGAAUUUAGAAGUUCCAAGGACAACAAAUUAUACAAGAUAAAAAGAUGUGCAAAUGUCUAAGAUCACCUAUGUUAUUUAUUUGUUGGAAUUCCCUUGGGGACUCUAGUAUAUAGGCAGAAAAACAACAAAGUUAUCUUUUUUGGGCACCCCUUCCUUAGAGGACAGGUGCCUUCUCUGCCUAAAUGCAAAUCUGACCCUAAAUGCGCCAAUACCAUUUAAAAAAAAAAACAUUAAUUUGAUUAGUGUCUACUUACACUGUAAAAUUAGCAUCUACCAGUCAGCAUUCUAAAUCCAAAUAAACUACUGUAUGCAUCUAAUGGAUCCCUAGCUGAACAAACAUAUCUCAUUGGCUGCACACAACUCUAUAUGGGUAUAACUGCCCUCCCUUCAUAAUUUUUUUUUUCUCAUCUUUAGUAGAUGAAAGAUAAUUAUAAUUAAUUAUCUUUCAUCUACUAAAGAUGAGAAAAAAAAAAUUUGUCCUGAGUUUUUUUAAUUUCUUCAUGGGUAGUGAUGAGGUUCAAAUAAUACAAAAGCAGAAACAAAACCAAAUUGAAUUAAAUCUAUUUUAUGACAUUGUGACAAACGCUCCUUCCUACGAACGUUUGCCAUGGACUCCUGGAUGAGUGUGGAGGCUGGCCUCCUGCCCACCGAAUAUGGUCCAAGUCUAAAACACUGUUUGGGAGUUGCCCUGCCCAGCCACCAUUAGCAGCCUUCCCUGGGUGCCCAUGGUUCGUCACUUUCCCUUCUCAGGAAUGGAACUGAAUGCUAGUUCUCUGGCAGCCGUUAGAAUGAAGCAAACCCACGAAUGGUCUUCAGCAGUACUUAGCCGCAACCACUAUAGAACUAAUUUCGGUAUGAGGAAUUUGUCGGUCCCCGGUCACCCCAGCAGUACUUAGUCAUGAAUGUUAUGGAACUGUUUUCGCCAUGUGGUUCCUGGACGACUUGGUCCGGAGUUAUUAACCACUUUGCAAACUGCCAGGAGAGCGCUUUUUGGAGGGAAGGUGCCGGAGAUUAAGGGGAAUAAACGCUUCCGGAGAGCCAGGCAGAGCACCCUGUAUUGCGGCUGCAAGAGCUCCUGAAUGUUGACUGGCAAAAGCACCAAACGCCCUGGAACUAUUUUGGGCAUAGGACCACAUGAAUGGCUGGUUAGAACUUUAACACGGUGGCGUUUCCCCUACACUGCAUGGGUCUGCGCGCUAUUUGGAUUACUUGGGUGCUCAGAUCAUGGCUAUUAUGGGAUGUAUUAUUCGUGGGGUUAUUGUAUGUUUUUAUAUUUUGUGUUGGGCUCUCUGUUCCUGGGGGAUAAUUAGCUUACCAGUCUUUAACUCAAUUAUCUCCCAGUCCAAGAGAUUCCUGGGAGUGGCUUGUGUUGAAUACAAUGGAGACUCCGUGCUGGGGUCUGUGCAUAAAUGGACGAGUUUGACUCAUUAAAAUCAGUUGUACUCCCAGAACUAUGUGUCGUCUAGUUACUGGCAGGGGAAAGGGCUAAUCACUGCUCAGCACUUUGUUCCAGCUUGUGGAGGAUUCGGCGUGGAAAGUCUUGUAAGGUCUACAGCUCCCAGGUCUGUAUGUCGUCCAGUCCCUGGGAGGGAAUAGAGCUAGUCCCCUAUUCUGUUCCAGGAUGGAGAGGCUCCAGGAGGACCCCAGUCAAGCCAUGGCGACUGGGGCAGAAGCGCUGAGGUUUUCCCUGGUUCCAGCUAGGAAGGGGUCAUUAGUGGAGGUACCCUGCCGGAGUACAAGGAGCUCCACUACAGUCAUGUCCUCCUGUUAAUACAGAAUUUGUUUUGUUUGAGGUGCAAAAAUUACUUUACCAUUUCUGUCAGUAAUUAUUACAUUUUUAAUAGUCUAAACCUAUGCUCACAGAACUUGGGCAAACUGUUUUAAAAGAGGAGUAGUAACCAUAGAUACAAGUAGAAUGAACAUAAACAUUCAUUUGGUUUUCGUAGUGUCACCUCCACAUUUCUGUUGCCUUUGGGUAGUUUUCAUGAAAUGAUGAAUUACAGUGAAAGGGGUUGUGCGUGACAAAAGAGAAUAUUUACAGGUCAGCUAUUUUAGCCUACAUAUUCCUCUCAGUUUUUAAGUUUUCUAUAGUUUGAAGUUCAGCAAAUGUAUUGCAGUGGGUUUAUGGUCUAUAUAUAUAUAUUAUAUUACUUUUAUAUUUCCUAGUAGUUUUUAAAAUACAUUUCUGUUGCCUGCUGUUUGAUUUGGACGUGAAGUUAUGUUUCUCUGUUAUGCCCUAGUGUCUAUUUUGGCUGUGUUGCUAUGGUCUGUGUAAGAUCAAACAGUUGGGCUAGGUGUCCUUUCCACAAUUCCCACUUGUUUUCUCUAUUUUUAUCUCUCGCGUAUGUUAUCAAUCAUCACGUUUCCAUUUUUCCUUCUCACAAUUCUGUCAUCUGUGACCAUGUUUUCAUCUCUUUCAAUUGUUCUAUUCUCUCCCAGACAGGAGUUAUUUGACACUUACGAUGUGUUCACUUGGCACAGAGAACCCCCUCAAUCUCAUCCUUAUUGCUGUUUGGUUUUCUAGGGAAGAACCUCCUUAAUCUCAUGCUUAUUGCUGUUUGGUAUACUGGGGAAGAACCUCCUUAAUCUCAUGCUUAUUGCUGUUUGGUAUACUGGGGACGAACCUCCUUAAUCUCAUGCUUAUUGCUGUUUGGUUUUCUAGGGAAGAACCUCCUUAAUCUCAUCCUUAUUGCUGUUUGGUAUACUGGGGAAGAUUUAUAAAAAUAUCAUAGAAAAAAAACAAAACAGAAAUUCUUAAAAUCAACUAAUUUCUAUCAAAACAAUAGAAUAAACCGUAACAUUCAUUGGUCUCCAUUGUAAUUACUCCCCUUUUAGAACUUUGGGUCAUAUGUCUGAUUGUAUAAUUAAAGGGUUUCUUCAAGCACCAUGACCACUUCACUGAUUUGCCUGGAGUCUAUAUGUGAAUGUUACACUGCUGGAGGUGUAACUCCAGUCCUGGCAGCAACGUACACCAGCAUACAAAGCAUGCUGGCGCCAAGCACUGGCCUUCUCUGUGCUGCUCCUGUCCUCCCCUACAUAUAUUCAUUCUUUGCCUGCAGACAAGGGGGAGUUGUGUUAGGAGAGGGAUGGAAGGAGGACCUGGGAGAUUGUGUGCUCCUCCCACAAGCAGGCAGUCCGGAGGGAUGUCGCGGCUUACCAUGGCAAUGCUCCGACACAGCACUCUGCUCUCGUGAGGAAAUAAAGAAAACUCAACCUACAUCCAGAGGAACUGCUGGCUAAAUUUUCAUCGCCACCACCAGUGGUUGGAAUGUCCUCCCUCCCUGGCCAAAUUUAAGAACAACACAAACACCACCCCCCCCACCAAAAUAUAGAUACGCAGAUGUUUUAAAUCUACAACCAUGAUGUAUUACAUGCUUUUGCAUGCAUUUAGAAUGACAAAGCAUCAUGUAAGCUGUAAUUUUAAAACAUCUGUGAAUCUACCUUGUGUGCACCCUUGAUAUAGACCCAAUGCUCCCCUCACACCCACUGUGUUCCCAUACACACAGUGCACCCAUACACACACACAGUGCACCCCCUGCACCCUUCACAUGCGCACUGCAUCCUUCAUGUGCGCACUGCACACCUCACAUUCACGCACGCACCUUCACCCCUCGCACACGCACUGCACGCCUCACACACACGCACAAUGCACAUAUACGCACACACUCAUUCCCUAAGAACACACUUUCUACAGCUCCAACACACUCUACAUCACUUAUACACACAUAAUCCCACAAACAGCCUUCAGACACAUGCACAAUACUCUUUACUGGCCCUUUCUCUGGAAUCCCACUUAUGGAGACACAAGAGGUGAGUCACAAGCAAACGCAGGGCAAGCAUGUAAUUACAUUUGCAUGCACUGCAACUUUUUCUCAUGCAAGAGUUCUUCAGCAGGGCUCUGCAUAUGGGCUACCCCUGAAGAGUAUUGAACCAACAUGCUCACUUUGAGGGUGGGGUAUGCUUGUCAUUGGUGAUGACAUAAACCCCCCUCUGAUCCUGCCACUGGGCUGCUGUGGUUUAAAUUUUUUUUUUUUAAAUGCCCUGUUGAAUUUCUUUCCCAGUCUGGAUACAUCUUUUCAAAAUAUUUCAUACAGUAUGAUCCAGAGUUUCAAAUGAACAGGUUGGACAAAAUCCAGUGAAAAUAGCUGAAUUCUUAUACUUGCCUAAGCGAAUCUGCAGCAGUUGCCCAGAUGCAUUCAGAGACCAGAUUAAAACUUUCCUUACAGUAAUAGGAGGGUGUUAUUGACCUCCAUAGGCUUUUUAUUUAUAUGUAACUAUUUAUAGUUUAUUUAUAACUAGCCAGAAUGCACUGGCCAGCCGCCACAUAAUUAAACCUUGCCUGCCAGUGGGAAAAUAGGUCAGACUUUUAAAAAAAAUAAAAAAUAUUGACCUGGACUUGCAGCAUUCGGUCUUGAUGUUAGCUAUUUGGCAAAAUUCAGUCCACGUGAAUUCCAUACGAAAUUCAGGCUUGUUCAGGGCUUAAAUUGCAAAAUCCAGACAAUAUUACUAAUACAAAUAUUAAAGAGAAUGGGUCCAAGUACAGAUCCUUGAGGUACCCCACUGAUAACAAGACCUUGCUUCAAUUAUCCUCCAUUGACUACAACCGUCUGUUGCCUGUGACUCAGCCACUGCCUAACCCAUUCAACAAUAUUGGAAUCCAAACUUAAAGAUUGCAGUUUAUUGAUAAGCCUUCGAUUUGCGACAGUGUCAAAAGCCUUACUGAAAUCUAGGUAAGCAAUGUCUACUGCACCACCCUGAUCUAUUAAUUGUUACCCAAUCAAAAAAAUCAAUAAGAUUAGUUUGGCAUGAUCUCCCUGAAGUAAACCCAUGUUGUCUCUGAUUUUGUCUCCAAAACGGAAUGGCUGCGGUACAUGGUCAUCGAGUGUCUGGAUCUCUGGGAAGGCUGCGAGAGCCCGCGAACGAUGGAGAAACCUGUACAGCUGUUCGUUCCUCUCCCAGAUGUGUUAGGAGAACGGCGUUAUGGAGAUAGAAACUACUGAAAAUGGGGAGCAUUUGCUCCCUAAAAGCCAGGGGAAGCGUUCUUCUGUAUUCGUACAGGAACCCUGGAAAAUAGAACGGCUACCCACCCUUUUCUUGUGGAACUAUUCUGGGCUAUCAGUUUGUGGCCGGCUGGUCAAAUCAUUUCCCAAAUGGCGAUUUCGUUCUACCAAACGGAUCUGAGAGCUAUUUGGACAAUUUGGGAGCUCACGUCCAGGUUAUUUGGGGAUGUAAGAUUUGUGGGGUUCCUGUAAUAAUUUGAUAUGUUUUUUGAGGUAUUUUGUAUGUUUUGGUAUUGGUUCCUGUAACUAAGAAAUAAUUCAGUGAGCCUUCUUUUGACUCAAGUAUCUCCCAGAAACAGGGAUACCAGGGAGGGGUUUGUACUAUUUCCAAUGGAGACCCUGUGCAUAAAAAGCCAGUUGUGUCUCAAACGUCAGUGACUCCCAGAACUGUGUGUCGUCCAGUUACUGGAAGAAUCUACUAUAAUUAUUGAAAAGCGCUUUCUUCCAGCUCCAGAGGACUUCAGCGGCGAUAUUCGCAGCUCCACUACAGCUCCACUACAAACAUGAUUAUAUUAUUAGUGUUUAUUAUUUAUAUAGCCCCAAUAUAUUCCACAGCGUUGUACAUUCAUAGAAUUGGGGUAACUGACAACAAGUAAUUGACAUACAAAAUAUUAACAGAGACCAGAGGUGCAGAAGAACCUGCUUAAACCUGUUUACAAUCUAUAAAUAUUAUACUUGCAUAAUUUUUAAAUCUUUAAUAUUCAUCAAUUAAACAUCUUUUUUUUUUCCAUCCGGAUUCAUACGUGGAACUCUAAUUUCCUUUUGUGGUUUCUUGGUAGGAUCAUGGGAGUCCAGGUCCUUUCUGGGAGCAAGAAUUGCAAAGCUUACAUUUUGUAAUUGAAAUGAAGCGUGAGUUGAUCCAUGAGCUGGAAAAGAAGCAAAUGAGCCAUGAAACAACAGUGAGUUCCAUACUAGUGUACUAGUGGCUAAAUCCCCCCACAUCCCCCUCCGCCCCCACAAAAAAAAAAUGGUCUAGAUUGCUGCAAAGUGAAAAUGUUUAGCAUAAAGUUCAGUGAUAUUCCAUUGCUGUUGGCAAGAAAUUAGUAUUUACAAUCAUACAAUUAUUAUUUGGGGUGUUUAAAGCACAUGGAUUGGAACUACAUUUGGGAUAAGGAUAACCAGGAAUCAAAACAAUAUGCUUAGAAUGUUGUCAUUUCUAACAUGCUCAUGAUCGUAGUAUUUGCUAUCUAAUGGAAGCUUGGCUUGCAGUUCCUGCUCUGUCAACACUCAAUGGGCUAUCCACUCUAAUUUAUGCUAAGGUCUAAAAUUACCUUCAUGUUCUUAGGGAAUUCAUGAAAGUGAAAACAGGGCCACUUUCUAGAAUAUUGUCAAAUGCAUUAGUGGAUAUUUAUCAGUGUUAAUGCUUUUACAUUUAAUCUUCGAAGAUUUUUGGAUGAAAUUUAUCAGAUCUAUUGGAUUUUUUUUCAUCUGUCUCUGUUUUGUACUCUAACAGACAUCUUUUUAUAAAUGCCAUUUUUCAGCAACACAACAGAUUUAUGAAUUUACAAUCAAUUUAUCAGACAGACAAGUGUUGUGUUUCACUUCCCUUUUCCCUGCUGCUCUAGGUCUGGCAUAAUUUACUAUAAAGAAAACCAUCACUUUUUAGAACCAUUUUUGAACCCUUUAAUAAAUGUGAUCAAAAUAAUAACGGAAUAUAGCCAUCACUUUUGAGAACACAUAAAACAUCCCCACAUUGAGUUUUAACUAAAGAUAACAGGGAUGCCUGUUGCAUAAUAAUGGCUUAAUGUGGGUGUAAAUGACUGCAUUAGGCUCUAGUAUUCCUCUAAUGGCAUCUCUUUCCACAUCUGGCACUGGAGUAGGGACUAAACAUGGUAAUAAAAAUAUUUCCAAUAACUGGAAAUGACUGUGUUUUGUGCCAAGUGUAUAAAUUUUAUUACUUAUAUAUUCAAAACUGAUGACAAAUUGUCAUCAGUAGUUUUACGUGCUACUGAAUAGUGAAAAAAGAAGGAAAAGUUAAAGUUAAAAACAUUUUGAAGUGUACAUCUUUCUUUUGUUCUUGUGUCUUGUCAUGAAAGAUGGAUCGGAACCUGGCACUUGAAAAAAAAGUGAGGAACAUGGAACAGGAAAAUGAAGCUCUUCGAGCGCAGACUCAAAAUCAAGCAGCAAUCACCAUGUGAGUAUCACACUUACUACUUUUUCAUCCUUAAGGGAAUAUUUUGUGCAUCCAUCAUUUCUUAAUGCAUGAGACCUAUGUAAUAGAUGUGCAGCAGUUCUGGCUACCCCAGCCCUCCAGGGCCAGGUGUUCACCAUGAUCACAUCGCAGCAAUAGGAGUCUAGGAGCUGCCAGCACGGGGACUGUCUGAGCUGUCAAACUGUCCCCCAGGCUGCUAAAAAGUAAAGUAAAGUAAUGAAAGCAUUUUAUAAUAUAUAAUGCAUAUAUAUGAUUUCAUUACCAGUGUACUAUAUAUCUCAAAAUACACUUAUAAUCAUAUAUAUAUGCAUUAUGUAUACUAUAUUAUAAAAUGCUUUCAUUAUAAUAUAUUAUACACAUAUAUAGAGAAUAAAAGUGUGUGUGUGUAUGUAUGUAUAUGUGUGUGUAUAUAUAUAUAUAUAUAUCUAUAUAUAAAUGGAACAAAUUGAGAGCACUCAUUGGAUUUAGUAAACAAAAAAAAUAUAUUAAAUCAAACGCAUAUAAAUCAACGUUUCGACCGUCUAGCGGUCUUUAUCAAGAUGCUAUGACAUGUGAAAAUCUCAAAUAUAUACAAUCUAAUGUGUUAAACUUACCCAAUCACCAAGUGCACCCUGUUUGUCCGGUCUGCUCUGUGAAUAGAGCCGCAAACCGAGGACUGUCAAGCAUACUGCCGAAAAGUGACAUAAAGCACAGCCACCAAGUGUUGCCUAGAAACGGCAAAGUUGUUUUAAAAGAGAAAACAAACGGAGUAAAAUUAAAAGCAUGUAUGGAGGAGGAAGAAAUAAAGUUUGAUUACAUGGUCUUAAAUGUAUAUGAGUGUGGAAUGUUAAAGACAGCAGUAUGAAUGAAAAUGGGUUAACCAAAGGUUAACCAGAACAGGUUAAUGUGUGUAUGCAUGCUGAAUAAAGAAAAGUUUUCUUUUAUGGUAUGUUUUUUAUUCUACAGUCUGCACUAUUGGUCUCCCUUUGUACUUUUUAGGUUGUGCUUUUUAUUGUUUUAACUUUUGUCCAAUGCCAGCAGCCGUCAAAAAGUAUGGCUGUGGAUUCUAUGCUUUUAUCUAUGUAUGAUCCUGCAGUCUCGCAGAUUCCAGUGUUUUAUUCUCACGGAUGUGAGCUGAAGCUCGAGGAGCUGAAGAGUACCUUCAUCAUUAACAUGGCAUUGGCUGCAAUGGAUAAGGAGAGGUAAGUAAUACUCCCCACCUCUGAAAGCCGGUGGAUCCCCACCGGAACCGUCCGUUUUGGGGGUCUUUGCAAUAUGCAAAGACCCCUAAAAUUGACAGAUCCACUUUAACAUCUGCCAAGCAAAUGGGACUCGUCAUAUCCCUUCAUAGAGCAUUAUUUAACUUGAUUAAAAGAAUCUUGUGAUUUUGUCAUCAUGAUAAUGAGAAAGCGGGUUGUUUUAGUCAUUCUUACCUGACUCCAUGGUCUUUUCUAUUUGCCUUCAGACGUUUGACUGAGGAGUUACUCAAUACCCAAACCACCUUAGAAAAAGAAAUGCAUCUUCGGGAGGAACUUCAGCGUGACAAGGAGCAGCUCUUACACAGGGCAGUGUAUGGAGAUAGCCACCCACCAUUUUCAUUGCCAACCAACACUCAGGAAGUUUCCAUGAUGGUCAUCUAGAUCACGAUACUGCAGAAAAAUAAUGGACUAUACUGCAAAACCACUAUAUAUAUAUAUUUUUAAAAAGUUUUAUUCCAUCGCUGACAAAUCGUGACCUCCAACAGCAUCCCUUAUUUCUCAAUUAUUUAUUCUGUUGUUGUUGUUUUGUUUUUAAUUUUCUUUUAAUGCCAGUAUAUUGAUUUUACUGCUACUGCUGUCCAUUCCAGCCAUCAGAUAUUUGCUUUGUCCAUCAAUGGCACAAACUUUUUCUUAUAGCAUCACUUCAGUACUAUACACUCAAAUAAUGCCCUACACAGACACUUUGUAAUAUUUUUGACAUAUCCCUUUAUAGUUGAAUCACUAGAGGUUUUUAUUUCUGACUACGAGGACAUUAGUAAAUAUCUGUAAUGAGGUUUCUUGAAAUGAAGCCUGGGAAUGAACACAGCAGUUGUCUCUUUAACUAGAAAUGAUACUGACGGACAUAGUUUAGCAUUUUCUGAUUCAGCACUGAGGAAUUUCUUGGCAUUUGUGUAAAGAGACAAUAACAUUAGUAAUUAUUUUAUACAAUUGUAUACAUUUCAGUUUUGAUAAACUGACAUUAUUUUAAUUAACUGGCCAGUGUUCUCUCUUCUCUUCUAACACAUCUUCUCAAGGACUUCUUACAGAGUGGACUGAAGGGAUAUUUUGCUUUGUUCCACCAUUCGAAAGUAACUUUAUAACCAAAGAUGGUAGGAUAUGGGAUGACAUAUCUGCACAAUAGCACUUUUUAAAAAAUGUAAUUUGUCACCUAAACACUAUUUUCCAACGCAGUGCAUUAGACAAUCGCUGCAUUGUGCAGGCAGCAUUACAAACAAAAGAUGAAGAGGAAAACAAAGGUUUUGCUAAAAAAACAAAAUAUCAGAAAUGUUUAUUUCAAAUCCGGGCAUAAAUUGUUUUGGAAAAACAAGCAAACAGAAGAUUCAAAGCACACAUAAACCACCACUCAGCAUAGCAUAAUAAAUUUCCUUAUUUCUCUAUUACAUUUAUAUGUGAGUAAUGCUCAUUACAUACAAUUAUUUUUAUCAAAUUAUAAGUGAGUAACGUAUGAAUAAUAAUGUGUGGGCUUUGAGUGCUAGGAAUUAUUUGUAAAACCAUGUAAAAAUUGUUUAGAAAAUAAUGGAGGGACUUCACCAACAGCCUCCAUGAACCAUAAUCACUACAACGAGCUGUAGUGGUUAUAGUGUUUGGACUAAUGCGUGAGCUUUUAUUUUUUUUAAAUAAAAAACGGACUAUAUUUUGUUCUAUUAAAUCGCGCUGGUUAAAACAUAUCUGCUGUAAAAUGCAAUAGGUCCAUCUACUUUUUGACAUCAUUACGCUUCCUUCCCCACUCACUAUUAUGUCCAUUAAUAAUUUUAUUACUGUAUUCACAAUUAUAUAAAAUGGUAGAUUGGUCCAAACAUUUCCUCUUGAUAUUUACAUUUGUUUGUAAUUCUGUUUUGCAGAAUGUAUUUUUUAAUGGUUUAUCAGCUUGCUCCAAACUUUUUAUAUGAUAAAUUCUUUUUAAAUCAAACUGUAAUGAGGUUAGAGCGAGAUAUUGUGUGGAUUUUUUAUUUUAUUUUAUAUUUCUGAACAAGAAAAGAGUUGGACACCAAUUAAUACAGUUUUAGAGGUAACCGUCUAACUGCACACAUUAAAAUUUUAACAUGUUUUAAAGACAAAGUUUUAAUUUUGCACAUGAGAUUCAUACCUGUUAAAGAACUGUUUUAUACAAUCCAACAUCAAAUAAACUUAUGGAGAAGUUUAAACAGAAUGUUGUUAACAUAUGAUGUAUUGUGGUGCUAUUCUGGACAAUGUUUGAUUAUGCAGCCAUAUUGUACAUACUUUAAUCUGAAUGGUAGCACUGACAUAUUUAGUUGAUCAAGCGAAAAUUGAGCGUUGGUGGACCAAAAAGGCAUGUCACAGGUAGCACUGUUUCUUUUGCACAGGUUACUAACCUCUGAUUGCACAAGUCAACUGUCUUCUGCUGAGAAGCCAAAAUAAAUAAGUAGGAAUGCAGAAGGAUGCAGAAAACACUUCUAAGGUGUAAAUAAAAAAUAUACAACCUUAUAAUAAAGCAGCGUGGUGGGCAGUAUCUAUACAAAAAAAAUUAUAUAUAAAUCGCACAUAGUGUGAUAAAAGUAUGUGUGUGUGUGUGUAUGUAUAUGUGUGUAUAUAUAUAUAUAUAUAUAUAUAUAUAGAGAGAGAGAGAGAGAAAAGAACAAAUAAGGGUGCGCCUAAGACAAGUAGAAUGAAUGUAUAAAAAUAUAUAUCAGAGAGUCCGAGCAGCGAUACCUUGUAUUCCAAGGGGCUUAGAGGGGAUUCCCCUUUUCCAUAGGUGUGCUGCCUUGCUGUCAUAUUCUCUGUUUUCCUAUCAGCGCUGAACCUCCUUCCUGAUCUCGAGAUAUAUAUACUUUUAUCACACUAUUUGCGAUUUAUAUAUUUAUUUUUUUUAUAGAUACUGGAAGGCAGAACGCUCCUCCCAUGAGCAGGCAGAUCGGAGCGUUGCCGCGCGUUACCAUGGUACUCGCUGGAGGAGAGUCUGCAGGCUGAACUGCACACAUAUAUAUAGAUAUAGUGUAAAAUUUAUUCAUACUUACCGUAAUUUUCUUUUCCUGGCUAUUAUUCAUGGCAGCAUAUACACAUGGGUUUGCUCCUCCCCUUACAGCCAAUAGGACAGGUUUAAACAAAUUCUUAUAAAAGGAGGAUCCAGAGAAGAGACCCUCAGUCAGUAACAAGCACUUACAGAAGAAUUAGAUCCAUAAGGGCAGGUUGUAUAUGCUGCCAUGAAUAAUAGCCAGGAAAAGAAAAUUACGGUAAGUAUGAAUACAUUUUCCACUUUCCUGGCUAAUCAUGGCAGCAUAUACACAUGGGAUUACCCAAGGGAGGUAAUACCUCAUAGGGAGGGAAACAAGAGACACAAUGAAUGCAAAAAUUAUUUUAUUAAUGCAGAUAAAUCUACAUAUACGUAUUACGAGCGUCGAGAGGAGCGGACUGAAUUAAGGACUUGGUGACCAAAAUGAGAGUCCACUGUAGCUCUAACAUCCAGCUUAUAAUGGCGGAUGAAAGUGUUCACUGAAGACCAAGUGCCAGCCUUACAAAUCUCAUCAGGAGAAGCAUUUGCCACAGAAGCCCAAGAUGCAGCGAUAGCCCGAGUAGAGUGAGUUCUAACUCCAGUAGGAACCGGCAGUGAUAAGUAUUUGUAAGAACAUGAGAUGGCCGAAACCACCCAUUGUCUCAAUGUAGAGGUAGAGGCCGCUUCACCCCGCCUGUGGCCAAAAGGCAAUACAAAUAGUCUGGGUGAUCUGCGGAAGGGGCUGGUUUUCUCCAGAUAGAUAGAAAAUGCUCGCACCACAGCCAGAGUGUGCCGAACUUCUUCUUCAGGAGAAGAGGGAUUUGGAUAGAAGGAUGGUAGAACAAUUUCCUGGUUCAAGUGGAACUUAGAUAUUACUUUAGGUAAAAAUUCCGGGACUGGUCUGAGGACUAAACGGUCCUGAAGUAUCCUCAUAUAAGGUGCUUCGCAGGAUAAUGCCUGGAGCUCACAUAUCCGUCGUGCGGAAGUAACUGCCACCAAUAGGAGUACCUUUUGAGUGAGUACCAGCAAAGGAGCUUGGUCAAGUGGUUCAAAGGGAGAACUAGUCAUGGCCUUUAAGACCAGAGGUAGGUCCCAUGCCGGCAGAAAUACCUUCAGAGGAGGCCAGAUCUUUAUUGCCGCUUUAAGAAAACAGAUGACCAAUGGUUCCAGUGCCCAUCGGGUACCUGACAAAGCAGAUAGAGCUGAUACCUUGAGUUUCAGAGUGUUGUAGCUAAGGCCUUUGUCCAGGCCAGCCUGAAGGAAACAGAGCACUGAAGAUAAUGCCAGAGGUUUAAUCACCAACUGGUGUUCUUGUGCCCAGCAAACAAAGGUAUGCCAAAUCCUAUAAUAUGUGGAGGAAGUGGAUAUCUUACGAGGCCUCAGGAGAGUUCUAAUGACUGUGUCAGGAAUGCCAGCGUUCAUCAGAGCUUCCCGCUCAAUCUCCAAGCCCUCAACUUGAGGCUUAGCGGGUUUGGGUGUAGCAGUGGUCCCUGUGAUAGUAAAUCUGCCUGGAACGGGAGUACCCUCGGAGGUUCCCGACUCAUCCGUCUCACCAUAGGGAACCAGGGUCGCCGGGGCCAGAACGGGAGGAUGGCGAUGACCUCUACCUUCUCCUUCUGAAUCUUCUU
This is a messenger RNA of Pelobates cultripes (western spadefoot toad), 87050 nucleotides long. The record is from the annotation of a GenBank genome assembly. Lineage: Eukaryota; Metazoa; Chordata; Amphibia; Anura; Pelobatidae.